AGCAGAUUUUUGGAGGGUGUUUCAUAGGCUCCAAAUACCCAGCUGACAGGUCACAGCCUGCGAGUAUGAACAGGAGGAUAUAAAUAGGAGCAAUUCAAGGCAGCACAGAAGUUUACAGAACUUUCUCGGCUGCAAGUUCCAAUGUUUAUUAUAGGCUCUGCCCAGUAUUUGCAGCUUGCAGUCAGAGGAUCAAGACACUGUUCUUCUGCUCAGUGAUUCGGCAUAUUUCACUGAGGAUUUUAGCCAGCUUUUAAUUCAUUUUGGCCCAUCCUUUAGACUCUGGAAAUAUCUGUUCUGCACCGAAGAUCCUUCUCCUGUAAAUCUUCCUUUUUGAUCAGAUUUUUACAAUUAAUACCUUUUUUUGGUUGGCAUUUUCCAGAUUUGUUGACUCUGAAGACAUAAAAUGGCUGAUGGUCAAUUUCCCUUCACUUGUCAGUUCCCUGUCACCAGAACUAGAACCCGUGAUCCUUUCCGAGAUCCAUUCUUGGAUGAUGAUUUUGGCAUUUCUCCAUUUCCCGAUGAUUUAACCAUGGACUGGCCAGAAUGGGCAAAACGCAGGAUUCCAGAAUCUUGGCCUAGCACUAUGAGACAAGGCUCUGUGCGGACCUCUAACAUACCACCCCCUGUUUACAGUGCCAGAUACACAGGUCACCCAGAGCCUCGCAAUUCUGUGGCCCCUACCAGCCAGCCAUGGAAAGUGUGUGUUAAUGUGCAAACUUUCAAGCCGGAGGAGAUAACGGUCAAAACCAAAGAUGGAUUUGUAGAAGUUUCAGGUGAGUGGUUAAUAUAAAAAUCAAUAUAUUGAAUAUAAUGCUACGGUUUCUAUAAAUGUAUACCAGUUCUGCUGCAUCAGCCACUUGCAAGUCACUCUCUAUUGAUCAAAGCAUAGAUCCCUGCCAAUAUAUGCUGAAUAUAAAAUAUCCUUUUUUAAUAUGCAAUGUUUGUCAGUAGUGAAAGCAUAGUGCGACCACAAAUAGAAACCAAAUGGCCGACCCCUAGUGCCUCGUGUUAAACCACAGGCCCUAUUUUUGCAUGCUCGUUUAUGCGGUUAUUCCAUUAGAUCAGUUAACAAGGAGUAUAAAUGCCAUUCAUUCCCCUUAAGAUUGUAACAUUCCAGACUCAAAGACAGAGGCAGCAGGCAUGCUGACCUUAGAAUCUCCACAAUGAAUGUAAAAUAAGACUAAUAGGCAAUAAUAAAAUGGCACAUGCUUGAACAAUUUCAAGUCUGAAAAAAAAAAUUGUCACAAUAUGUUGGCUUUUUUUUUUUAGUUAAGAAAAAUACCAAGGAAAGAAACACUUAUAUAAACAAAAAAAUCAUAUUACCAUUGAAACAGAAAAUAUAUAUACACAAUUUCCCAUAUUGUAAUUGCUUACAUUCUAACACCUUGAAGGAACCCGCAGCUAUUUCACAAAUAACUCUAGAAUAGAUCAUUGGGGUCAAUUCACUAAACAAUAUGUUGAAAUGACGAAUCAACGUUAAAAAGACAAAGGAAUUAUUUUGCAGUCUUGUGCACCAAUCCAUUCAUCUGUGCUGAAUGAAUCAAAUUCCUGAUAAUCACUGGAUGAACGAAUCAAAUUAUUAUUAUUAUAUUAUUCUUUAUAUAGCGCCAGCAAAUUCUGUAGCGCUGUACAAUGGGAUCACAAACGAAUUAAUUCUUUCAUCCAGCAAAUAACAGGCAUUUGAUUCAUUCUUGACAGCUGAAUGGGAUUUGUGCACAAGUCAAUUAUCUUGUUACCAAAUUGGCUGCUCAGUAAAUAGACUUGUAUGGUUCACCUGUUGCUGCCAAAUAAGAGAAAACAGGUGCUCAUAUGUGUUUACCAGAAUUUUACAUCUAAAGUUCUCUUUAGUUCUCCUGAGCCUGUAUAUGUGUACAUUUCCUCAUACUAUAACAUGGGCUCUGUAUAAAACUACUGGAACAUCAAUUCCAAUCAUGGUUGUUUGCAUUAUCUACUAUCUGUCGAGAAUAACUUGUGUUUUAACAUACAUAAAAUAAAGAAAUACUUAUUACAUGGCAUGCAGCUAUAAAACUAGCGCAAAGGAUGACAUUAUCUGCUAGUGAGGCACAGUGUCAGGGUUAUUUACUAAACUGGGAACCCAAAUUGACCAUCACUGAGAAAUGACAAGAUAAUUUAAUAUUGUGGGCCAAAAUAUCUAAACUGUAUAAAUGUUGCUUCUGAUCUACAUUUCCAGGUAACCUAUUUUGACCAGACACUUUAAAGGGACUCUCCAGUGCCAGGAAAACAAUCUGUUUUCCUGGCACUACAGGUCCCCUCUCCCUCCCACCCAGGUUGCUGAGGGGGUUAAAGCCCUUCAGUGACUUACCUUUAUUGAGCGCCGAUGUCCCUCAGCGCUGGCUCAGGGUCCGCCCACACUCCUAUUGCAAAUGCGCAUUAGACCUCCCCAUAGGAAAACAUUGAAAGAAGUUUUCAAUGCUUUCCUAUGGGGAUUUCAGCGACGCUGGAGGUCCUUACAUAGCGUGCUGACGUCCAGCGAUGCUAUAGCACACUUUUCGUGUGCUAUAAUCACGGUAGUGCCCUCUAGUGGCUGUCUAGGAGGAGUUAACCCUGCAAGGUAAUUAUUGCAGUUUAUGAAAACUGCAAUAAUUACACUUGCAGGGUUAAGGGUAGUGGGAGUUGGCACCCAGACCACUCCAAUGGGCAGAAGUGGUCUGGGUGCCUGCAGUGUCCCUUUAAAUUCCAUUGUCAAUUCACCACACUUUCCAUUUUAUUAAACAAUCGGGAUACUAUGCCUGAUGCAACAGAUUUUAAGUAAAAAAAAUGUGUAGUCCAGAAUGACAGAUAAAUUAUUUUCCAGCAGAAAACCAUCAAAAGCUUUUCUCAAGAGUCUCAAAAUAUAAACAGUGUUAAACAGUAUAAUGUGAAUUGCCAAGACUUCAAAGUGAAUUUCAAACCUCUAAUUGAAAAGUAAUAAUAUGGUGGAAAAUAUUAAAAGAACUUUUCAUUCCCAAAAAUUAAGACUUUAAUGAGCAUCCCCGAUGAUGAUCAUAUCUGAGACUAGGGCUGGAGAAGACUCAAAUUUCUCAAAACUUUCAGAUUUUUUUAAAGGAAAUUAUAUGUUUGUAUUUAGCCUGCACCCAACUUAUUUGACAUUAAAGGACCACUACAGCUACAUAAAAAUGUAAUCAGAAUGAAUAAUUUUCCUGAAGAGGUUAAAGGAACACUCCACUGUCCAUAUAAGAAUAUAACAUAUGAGGUCACUGUUAAGUAGAUACCAUUUCCAUGCAUGUAUUUAUUGGAGACAUAUCUUAAAACACUUUGUAAAAGCUGCAGUUCUAAUGAACUGCAGCCUUUGCAAGCCUUCCCCUGUUUCUCCAGAAUAGACGUUUAGUCUGUUCAGGGGCAAAUGCCCAAUCAGAGGGUUCUCAUUGAGAAGUCUCUGAAAGGGUUCCUCCAAGCAUGCACUUUGGCUGUGUACUUGCGUGCACAAGCAAUAUACUGUACUGAUCUGAGUUUUGGACGCUGGCCUGAGGUCAAGCUGAAUUACUUUGUGGGUAUGGAGUGGUCCUUUAAACCAUUAACGGAUGGUUUAACCCCAAAGUCUGCAAGAUGGUGCCCAAUUACCAAAGGUUUUAUGUCAGGACUGGACAUUGCUUGUAGCUCACCAUUGCUUUAAAACACUGUAAAACAUACAUACUUUUUGCACUUUUUUUUCUCAGUGGGGAGCUUCUGAUAGGCUGAGGGCACCCGCUAAUGCUCUCAGUCUAUCAUUGAUACCCAGGUCUGAGGCUUCAACCAAGAAGGGAAAGUUCAGGGAUGGAGUGGUCGGGCUCCAUCUUGCAGACUUUAUAGUAAAACCAUUUGUUUGCGGUUUAACCCCUUCAGAUAAGCCAGAGUCUUUUUUUUUUUUUAAACUGGAAUGUUAUAGCUGAAGAGCUCACUUUUUUUUAAAUUAUAUUUUGCCAGGAAGGAUACAUUGAUAUGUUCUCUCAUUAUAUAUUAUAUUAUUAUUAUUAUUAAUAUUAUUACUUCUACUACUACUACUACUGGUAAUUAUAUAGCGAUAGCAUAGUCCGUAGCGCUUUACAAUAUUAUCAAAGGGGGAGAUUUAACAAUAAAUGAGAAUUACAAAAACUUACAGGAACAAUAAGUUGAAGAAGAUCCUGCUCAAACGAGCUUACAGUCUAUAGGAGGUGGGGUGUAAAACCCAACAGGACAGGAGGUAGCAAUCAAACAAGGUGUAGUGAAGCAGAGCUGGAGGAGAGAAUAGAGUGCUGCCCUUUAGGAGAGAGCAAGGGACGGGAACGUGAGGUAGAGAAUACUCUGCGAGGCCAUAAGCUUUCCUAAAAAGAUGGGUUUUAAGGCACUUUUUAAAAGAUUGAAGACUAGGGUGGUCGUAGGCAGGAUAUUCCAAAGGAAAGGAGCCACCCGUGAAAAUUCCUGCAAGUGUGAGUUGGCCAUACAGAUAAGAGCAGUGGACAGGAGGUCAUGGGCAGAGCAGAGAGACCAAAAAGAUCAGUGAAGAGAUAUAGGAGGGCUUAGAAUUGAUCAGUGCUUUACAGGUGUGGAUUAGUACCUUGAAUUGACUCCUAUAGGAUACAGGAAGCCAAUGUAAGGACUGACAGAGGGGAGAGGUAUGAAGGGAGUGACAGGAGAGGAAAAUCAGUCUAGCUGCAGCAUUCAUUACGGACUGUAGUGGUGCAAUAUGACUUGUGCGAAGACUUAUUAGGAGAGUUACAGUAAUCCAUGCAAGAGAUUACUAGAGCAUGGACAAGAUGCAUAGUAACAUCUUGCGUAAGAAAGGGGCAGAUGCGGGCUAUGUUUUUAAGGUGGAAUCUACAGGAUUUGGUAACAGACUGGAUGUGAGGCCAGAAUUAAGUAUAAUGCCAAGAGAGCGUGCUUGCAUGGAUGGACUCAUGUGGGUACAACUAACGUGAAAGGAGAGCGAAAGAGGAGGAUCAGCAUUAGGAGAAGGAAAGACAAGAAGUUCAGUUUUAGAGUGAUUGCACCACUACAGUCCGUAAUGAAUGCUGCAGCUAGACUUCAAAUAUUGGGAGGACAUCCAGUCAGAGAUGGAAGAAAGGCAAGCAGUGACACGUUGCAGGACGGCAGGGGAGAGGUAUAUCUAAGUGUCAUCAGCGUACAGGUGGUAUUGGAAUCCAAAUGAGGUAAUAAGUUUACCAAGAGAGGCAGUAUAAAGAGAAAAUAGAAGGGGACCAAGCACAGAGCCUGGGGGGACUCCAACUGAGACAGGAUGGAGGAAGGAGGUAUCAUUAGAAAAGUAGGCACUGAGUGAGCGUUGAGAGAGAGAGGAGGAAAACCAAGAGAGAACAGUGUCACAGAGACAGAGUGAUUGAAGAGUUUGGAGAAGGAAAACAUGGUCAACAGUAUCAAAGGCAGCAGAAGAAUUAGUAUGGAGUAGUGCCCUUCGGAUUUAGCUGUGAUUAGGUCAUUAGCGGCUUUAAUAAGAGCAGUCUCAGCAGACUGGAGGGGUGGAAGCAAGACUGAAGAGUGUCAAGCAGAGCAGUUGAAGAUGUGUGUUAAGAAAGGCACAAGACAAGAGGAGAGAGUUCUGAUAAGGUGAGACGGAACAGGAUCAAGCGGGCAAGUGGUGGGGCGAGAGGAAAGGAGAAGCGCAGCCACCUCUUGUUCAGUAGCCUGGGAGAAAGUCUGAAGGGUAGGAAAGGCAUGAUUCAGGUGUGGUUGAGAAAGAGAGGAGGAAGGCGGUGAGAAUCCUUUCCUUAGCUGUUCAAUCUUGUCGGUAAAGUAGCAUGCAAAGCUAUCGACUGUAAGGUUAGUUGGGGGUGGCCACAGCAGGGCAAAGAAUGGAGUUAAAGGUAUUAAAAAGACCCUGGGAUUGUGGAGCUAAUGAGAGAGACAAAGUAUGACUGUUUGGCAAGGGCAAGGGCUGUGCUGUAUGAACACAACAUGAAUUUGUAGUGGAGAAAGUCUGACUGGGUGCGUGACUUCCUCCAGUGGCUUUCAGCAAAACAGGAGCAUCUGUGCAGCUAGUGUGUUAAUUUAGUGUGCCACAGUUGGGGGCGUGUUCGCCUCAAGGUGCAUGUUUGGAGCGGGGCUGCAGCGUCCAGGGCAGAGGUGAGGGUAGUGUUAUAUGAGGAGAUAGCCAGUGAGGGACAGGAGAUAGUAGGGAUGGAUAGAAGUUGGGAAUCAAUAUUAAUAGCUGCUAGACGUCAAUAUAAUUCAGAUUUAUUAGUUGAAAGCAGUUUUGAGGCUACUGAGGACAAGGGUAGGUUAAUGGGAAUGGUGAAGUCCCCAAGAAUUAGGGAUGGAAUAUUAGAGGAGAGGAAGUAGGGAAGCCAAGCAGCAAAGUGGUCAAGGAAGAGGAGAGGGGAACAAGGGGGAUGACACAUAACGACAAUGUUAGCAAAGAUGGGUUUGAAAAGGCGAAUUGAAUGAAAUUCAAUUAAGGAGAAAGAGAGGGAAUGGGGGAUGGGUAGAGUUCUGAAGGAGCAGUAAGGUGAGAGCAGAAACCCUACACCACCACCUUCACUUUCAGAGUGCCUUGGGUUGUGGGAAAAUUGAAGACCACCAAAGAAUAGAGAGGCAGGGCUAGCGGUGUCAGAGCCAUGUUUUAGUUAAGGCUAGUGGAAUAAGAGAUUAAAAGGUUGUGCACAGCAGUGGAUUUAGUAACACUGCAGUUAAACUGUAUUUGUGUGUAGCUAUUUUUAUUGCCAAAGUUGUUGAUUUCUAGAGCAUUAAACUCUCAGUGUAUGUAGACUGACUGCUGAACAUGCACGCUCUCUGACUCAGUAGAAUCUUUGUAAUUGGCUCUUAAAGAAAUGUUUCGUAGGGUCGUUGCAUCAAGUAAAUCCCGCAAUAUAAAUAUGUAAGACUCAAAUUAUGUAUGAGUUGCCUUGUUGCUCUCUUGUGUUUUUGUUUUUUUGUUUUUUUACACUGCUGAUAUACAAAGGCAAGCUGCCAUUUUACAUGAAUGCAGCCAUCACACAUUCAGCUGAAAAUGAUUAAUGUGGCUGCAGCCUGUUACUGGGGAAUAGACUUGGACUCUAUCUAGCACAACAGGACCAGCCCAUUACUGGCACUUUACUGUAUUCUUAAACUGCUUUGUCAUCUCAUGAGAAGGUUAUGUCCUUGUAUGCUUUAUUUCUUACCAGCAACUUUAGCAGGCUUAUAAAAUAACAAUGAAUAAUAAUCAUCAGCAACUAAUAAUUGUAUUAAACAGGCAGGUAUCUUCCCCUCUGCCUUUUCCUCUCCCAGGUGGAUAUUGACCCCUUUGCCUACAUGGUCUUCAUCUGUCUUUGCAGAGGCACAUGUGGCUCUCAGACCUUUCUUAGCUUGUCCUGGAAAUCAGAGACCAGUGCAGCCAGUCAGUGGGUCUGGGGUUUAGUUGCUGGGUUCCCUGAACAAACCAAAGGAGGCACACAGAUUCCAUUGGAACUAACACGCAAUACUUUAUUUAUACUCAGACGAUACACAUUACAUUACACUUAAGGCAACACACUCAAUUACAUAUGCAAAACAUUAUCCUAUGGGGAAUCAUACAGGCACUCAUAUAACACAAUACAAUAUUUAUAAAGUGGAAGACAAAUACUGGCAAGAAAUGCAUCCCCUGCCUGCUUAAACCAUAAUAUGCGAAUCUACCUGAAUAUCCAAAUUAACGACACCAGAGGUGUCAGACAUACACGAACAAACAGUUCCAUAACUCCCAACAGCAAACCCAGUCACAAAUAAUCCCAGCCCACGGUGGAGAUCAACAACUAUACUAAAUUAGGGGAAGGGCAGAGUUUAUAUGGUCCCAGCAAUGUCGACUACCGUCUCAAUUGCUAUACACAACACAUAGACAUACAUUUAUACAGUAUAUACUUGUAUACAUACUAGGAUGUCCCCACCUAGGACAUCUGAUUACGUUAAGGUCUUUAUAAAUGGAAAUGCUGGCUUUUUACUGUCACUUCAUGGUAAAGCUAUCCAAAAGGUAGUUUUAAAACAUUUGGGGAUCUACCUUUUGAGCACCCCUGAUUCAUACUAAAGAAAAAUUUCAAUAAACAUUUACCAUUAUUAUUAUUAAAUAUUUAUUACAAAUAGCCUCAGCAAAAGCAAACGACUUGGUUAUCUUUGGUUACAUUGUUGUUGGCAAUAAAACAUUAUCCACACAGGUACAUAAAACACAGGGAUCUAGCUGCCCACCUGCUUCUGUUGAUUCGUUACAAUCUCCAUAAGUCAUCAACCCCCAUGUUGCUAGCUGCCAGAGUGCUAUGGGUGUUGUUACAUAGUCAGUCUUUAGCUAAAGGUAGUGUUUCUCAAAACCUCCUCAAAUACAGGCAACUCAGAACUUCUCUAAUUAUAUUAUGGAUAGGUUUUGAUAGCACAGUUAAAAACUACAUGCAGUUAGUACAUUAAAGGACGGGGCCAAGGGUAUUUUUAAGAAACUGAGGGAUUAUAAGUAAGGAAUAAGCAGUAGCAGUAGUUUGGGAGUAAAGUUCAUAGAGUGAAGCAAUAAACAGGUGCAUUCCAUUGGUGUUCAUAGUGAUUGUUUCACAUUUACAACUUAGCCUCUAGUACAGCUUUUCAACCCCCACUAUGUCUUAAAAUAGAAUCAUUUUAGAUGGCCUCAAUGACAGCUGAAAAGAGUGGCAGCUGUAUCAGUGGGAUAAAUAUAUGAGAAUGUUUCAAGGGUCAAAAUAGGACAGGGAGCAUCCAUAUAAUUAAUAAGAUAAUAUUACUAGUAAAUUGGUAAUGACUCAUAAAGUAAAAAUUUCUUUGUAUGAACCCAAAAAAGAAAGAUAAUGUCAUGAAAUCAUUUACAGAUGUAUGUUGUCAAAGGUGAUUGAACAUAUACUGAAACCUAUUUAAAUGAAAAAAUAAAAAAAUAUGUCAAAAAAUGUGUUAUGUUUAAGAAAGUUUGCAUGAAAUAUUUAUCUUCACAUAUAUAAAAUAUAUUAAAUAUAUUUAAUAUAACAAUUAGCAACAGUUUGUUAACUAAAUAGUAAGUAGACCUGGAGUCCGAUUUUGUACGAAAUAGGGUCGAGUUCAAUUUCGCGAACUCUGAGCAAAAAUAUACCCGAAUCAUGAACCAACCAAAUUACACAAUGACUAGGCAUUUCCUUUUGAGUCAAGAUUGUGAUUUCUGACCUUGGCGCUACAAUGAUUGAUGGAUAGGGUACGGCCACUAAAUGCUGAUGUUAUCUACAGAUCAAGCAAGAAGUUAGCAAGGUAAAAAAAAUAAAAAAAAAUAAAAGAUUUUACUAAAUAUACAUAGAUUUUAUUUUAUUUUUUUACUACACCAGUUUUUUUCUAUAUUGGUUACUUUUUCUCAUCUGAUCUGUGAACCAAAUAGUGUGAAAAUGUUCAUAUCAGUGUACUGCAAAAUAUAUACAUAAUAUUAUAUUAUGGAUCGACCAAUUAUCGGUCUGGCCGAUAUUAUCGCCCGAUAUUCUGUAUUUUCAACAAUAUUGGUAUCGGACAAUAUAUAUACCGAUAUUGCCAAUAAUGCAGACAGGGCCGCCAUCAGGGUCCUGUGGGGCCCAGGACACGCUUACUCGCCUUCCCAGCAGCACACGGCCCGUGAGUUAGACAGGGAAGCUGAAGGGAGCUGCUGGGAAGGUAAGUAAGAGUGUACUGGGCCCCCAGGGAAUGCCAUAUCCCCCCUCCCUGGCCAGGUAAAAAGCAAGGAGGGACUAAAGCAAAAUGUUAAAAAAUUAAAUAUUUAAAAAUAAAAAAAAAGUUUAAAAAAUAAAAAUGCCCCCCCUUCAUUUUACAUACCUACACAAACACUCACUGCACAAACACACACUCUGCAUUCAUUAUAUACACAGACUACACAAACACACUACAUUCACUAUACACAGACUAUACACUGCAUUUACUAUACACACACUACACAAACACACUCUGCAUUCAUUAUAGACACACACCACAAACACACACUGUAUUCACUAUACACACACUACACAAACACACACACUGCAUUCAUUAAUCAAAUACUCUCACUGCAUCCACUACACACACAUAUACUUGAAAACAAAAAAUUCUGACUGGCAUGUAUAUUUUGUGCAUUUACCUUAAUAAAAGAAAGAUUUAAAAAAAAAAAUAGAAAUAGUUUAUUUUUAUUAAAUGGUAAAUGUACAGAAUAUCGGUAUCGGUAAGUUUUUGGCUAUCAGCCUGAAAGUUCACAGAUUAACGGCAUCGGCUCUAAAAAAUCAAUAUCUGUCGAUCCCUAAUGUACAUUUUGCAGAACACUGAUUGGUCCAUUUCCAAACCCUUUCGGUCCAUCCGAUUUGGUUACCAUAUCAGUUUUUUCAGAACAGAAAUUUUGCUAAGCCGCAUUGAUAUUUGGCUGAAAAUUAAGGCAUCCUAAAAAAAUUCAGUUUUUUGGAAAAAUGGGACAGAUUUUCUCACUGUGAACCUGGGUAAUAGUAAGCAUACCUACCAAAAUGUCCCACCGUCCUGGGUUAGUUCCCUAGUUUUUUUUGGCAUCUCUGGAUGCCAGGGAAAUGUCUCCAAGCUAGUGUAUUUUUAGAUGAUAGACAUUACUAGAUGUCGUCAUGCUCUGUGCACAGCUAUUAUUUUAUUAUUUAAAUAGCGCCAACAAAUUCCGCAGCGUUUUUCAGUGGGUGGAUGAAGUAACAUGUAGUUGUAAUAAGACAAGUUGGACAAACAGGAACAAAGGGGUUGAGGGCCCUGCUCAAUGAGCUUACAUGCUAGAGGAAGUGGGGUAAAGUGACACAAAAGGUAAGGAUAGUAUUAGACUAAUGACAGUUGCAAGAGAGGAAUCAGUUGUAAGCUAUUAAGCUAUUAAGCUAUUAACAGUUUAAUUGAUACGCUUUUAUGAAGAAGUGGGUUUUGAAUGAUUUUUUUGAAGGAGUGGAGACUGGGUGAGCAUCUGACGGAGGAGGGAAGUGAGUUCCACAGGAACUGUGCAGCCCUUGAGAAGUCUUGAAGGCAAGCAUCAGAGGUGGGAGUACAGACAGAAGAUAGACGUAAGUCUUCAGCAGAGCAUAAGGGCCUAGACAGGACAUACUUGUAUAUUAGAGAGGAUAGAUAGGUGGGAGCAGCAUUAUGUAGUGUCUGCACUGUGUGGGACCAAACAGACACGGUGCCAGUCUGGUGGGCAGGCAUGGCAGAAUUACCUCUUUGCAGAGUAGGCCCACACCCAUUACUUGUGGGCCCUUUUGGGCCCUCCCACUUACUCUACCAGCAAUCCAAUUCUACUGGGUUGAGCAAAGAACCAGAAAGUGACAUUGGGCGUUUCAUGAAAACGAACAACAUCUGGUCAAACUUUGUAUAACAUAGUGAGAGACAUUCUAUUGGUUAUGUUGUAUGGUGAGAUACCCUGUAUUUGUUGGGCUAUAUGAAGCAUAUGAUAAGAGGACUUUUCUAGUGUUAACAAAUGAAAUAAGCAAGUACUGAAAAAUAUAUUACUUUCACCGACUUUCUUAGUGAUUGUGUGAGUUGGCAAAAGGUGCAGAUGUUAGCCAACAAGCCAAGAAAGAAACACAUAGUGAGAAUGGAGAAAAAGCUUAAUAGCCUACCCUAUGUUUAGUUCUGGGUUAUAAUUUUAUAUGUAUCAGCUAGCACGUGUCAUUACAGAAGGAACCUAUGCUAUUCAAAUUACCCAGAGUGGCAUUCCAGAGCCAAUAUGUCAAGCAGGCCCUUCUACUCUGGAGACAUAGCAAACCCACACAAUCAUUUCAUCCUCUUACAAAGCUUGUCAGUGAGAAACAGCUGAUAUAACUAAAGGCACAGUGAGCAAGGGUGUUCAUUUUGGGAUACACCUUGAACACAGAAGAUGACAUUAUCUCUAUAAUGGCAAAUGUAAGCUAAAACCUGUUUGAAACUAAAGGAGCUUAGGAAACCAUAAUUUUCAUUUAAAGUGACACUCCAGACUCCUAAAGCACUUUAGCUUGCUGACGUUCUCUAUGUGUAGCAUGUCCUCUCUUCAUUUUACAAAAAAAUAAAUUAUGCAGAUUUCUAUAAAAAUUGGCACUAUAAUAAAUAAUGUUUUAUAAAGUGAUUUUUUUUUUGUAUUUGGGCAGUGGAGUAGCUUCUUGUACAUUUGAAGUUCAAAUAGUGGUGACUCCCUGCCUAUUUGCAUACUAAGGUGUUAAAUAGAACAUUAUUAUAUCACCUUUUCUCACACCUGGAGAAGGUUUUAGUCACAGUCCGUACAAGGUUUUAGGUGCAGUCAGUACUUUUUGUGCAAAGUAGGCAUUGACCCAACUGUGAGUGCCAUGAUUGGGUGGGUAGGAUUAGCUAUGCUUUGAUCAGCUAAUCACGUAACAAAACCUGUAAUUUGUAUUUUGUUUAUACUCUUAGUCCUAACCUGAAUUGGCUAUGCAAUUGUUAUUUUUUUAUUUUUUUUUAUUUACACUGUGCGUAAUAUGGUAAUAAAACAAUACUUUGUAUGUAUAACUUGUUCAACCUGUUUUAAGCAAUUUUUUAUGUCUCUGCAUGUCUGUUUAAAAAGCACAAGAUCAUCCAUUAAAUCACUGAGCCAAAAAUGAAGUCAUGGUUGGUUUUGUCCAUGGUAAAGAGGGCGGAAAGCUCACCACCAUGUUGAGACACUGGGCCAUGCGUUGUGUGUGUGAAGACAGACCUUACACACUUCAUCAGGAACAUGGCAGAGUCUUGCUAUGGCCAUCUUACAGGCAGAUAGGGCAAUUUGCCUGUUUUGGAAACUUAUGAAAGAGUCUGAAAUAAAAUGUCUAUAAAAAAAAUAUAUGACUGCAAAGAAACUGACGAAGCUGUAAAAUCCAGAGUAGAGGAGGGAAAUAAUAUUGGAGGAAUGGCUGGAAUCCUGGGGUAGAUUGACAUCGGAGCUGUGGUGGACAAAGAUUUGCAGUGGGACAGUAAGAGCUUGUGUAAAAAAAAAGAAAAAAAAAGUGUUGAAUUGAAGGGGGCAUUGAGACUAAAGUGGAUAUCUAGGCUGAUGGGUUGGAGAUGCACAGAAUGCAAAUAAAAAUGAGGAAAUCAUUCAUUAAAAAUGUAAAAAAAAAUUAUGGUUUAGGAUUGUCAGUCAUUCGAUGAAAGGUGUGCAUUUCAGUUGCAUUUCAGACUUUGAAACGCAAUCAAAUCUGCUUGAAAUUUUGAGGUGAGACCUCAUAGGCUGAAUAAUAGGUAUAGUACAGGAGUGGGGAAAUUGUUGUUCCCCAGAUGUUGUAGAACUGCAACUUCCAUGAUGCUCUGCCAUUGUAAAGGCAGAAAAAGCAUUAUGGUAGUUGAAGUUCUGCGACAUCUGUGGCUCUACCUUUUGCCCAGCCCAAGUCUACAACCAUCAAAACUGGGAAUAGAAAAGAAUUGAGAAGGGAAUUUCAAAAUGUAAAUUAAAAUAGCUAAGAUGGAAAAUUAGCUGAGUUGUGUAACUUUCCAAUGUUACCAUUUUGGUCUACAAUUGUAAUUAUCCUGUCAGUUCUCCACAAUUCCAUCUUUAGUUAGUAAAUCAUAGCCUUUAUCUGCUGAGUACGUUUUAUCUUUUAUCUCUAGAGCCCAGGAAAAAAAUAAUCAAAUAAAGGGUUUGUGAUGGGAACCUGCAAGGGGGUAACCCUAAAAGGUUAAAUACAAACAAACACAUAAAUGUCCAAUGGACACAAAAGGUUCCUUUAAAAAAUAAAAUAAGUAUAAUAAGUACACAAUUUUAGUUUAAGUUAUUAUCAUAAGCAAAGAGACAUUAGAAAAACAAGAAGAUAACAUUAACAAUAGAACCAUUAAAAAGAGCCUAAAAGGCUCUACAGAUAAUGGGGGUGAGAGGUUGGAGUGGGCUUAUAGAGGCUGGCUAGAAGGGAUAAGUGUAGAAGCAGAACAGACUACAAUAAUCAAAGUCAGAUAGCAAGCCCAGUGUUCCCUAUAUUCAUAUGCACACACACACACACACACACACUCACACACACACACACACACACACACAUAAGGAGACUAUUGCAGAUAAGCAGGCACAUCCUCAUAGAGAGGAAACUAGGUAACAAUGUAUCAAAAUAAAGGACUACACCAGGUAUAGGCAACCUUCGGCACUCCAGAUGUUUUGUACUACACCUCCCAUGAUGCUUUGCCAGCAUUAUGGGUGUAAAAACAUUAUGGAAGAUGUAGUCCAAUACAUCUGAAGUGCCGAAGGUUGCCUAUCCCUGGACUACACUAUCUAAAUGUUCAAGGUAUAAUGUCUAGCAGUCCAUGUGAAAAAAGGACAUAAGAAAAAGGCGUCAAACCAACUGCAACACCCAUAUUCAGUUUCUGCAGUCCCAAGGUAUAUUUCUAUUAUGCAGUCAAUUAGAAUAGAGGGGAGAUCACGGGAGGGCUUGCAACAGUUAUUGAUAAUAACAAUGUAACCGCCUAAUAGGUUAGACAUAUAGUAGUCAUAAAGAAAAAACACCCGUGCAUAACGAGUGAUAAGUUAAUUAAAAAAGAGGAGCAAAGAAUCUGCCCGAGGCGCAUUUCGGCACAGCUAAUGUGACUUCGUCGGGGGUAUUCACUCAUCACUCGUUAUGCACUAGUGUUUCUUUGUAGGUUAUUACAGAUAUCUUUAAACUAGAGGGAGGAGGGGUAAUGAGCAAUGGCAACAGAACUCCAGUCCAUUUGUCCCCUGUUCCCACCACCCAUUCUCAGGGUUAUCCACCUCGAGUGACCAGGGGUUCUUCAUCCGAUGAGCCUCUAUACCUGGGAGCCCCAGCGCAGACAAAGAAAGCCAACCAAACCACCAUUGUCCCCAAAGAGUGUCCCCACCAUUCUCAGGGACCCCCAGAACGGUAACUGCCAUGGGUGAAACCAAGCAAGGGAAGCAUCUUCUUUUGGGACAUGAAUGUUCGUCCAUACGAACAGCGGCCACCCAGGGAAGCACUCAUUAAUUACUUCCCUUGCGGUUUCACACUUAUGUUGCAAGUUGUCCAAAUUCUAGUUGAUUGGAGCGAACAUUCCAAGGUGCACUUGGGAGGUCCUCAUUCGGAAACCGAAUGAGGUGGGAAGCAAUUCAUGAAUGCUCCCCCUGGAUGGCGUUCGUCUAACGAACGGUCCGCCACCCAGGGUAGACGUGUGCCGAGGCUUCCCUUGCAGUUUGUGUUUUUUUUUUAUAUAAUUCUUUAUUUUUGCAGGUGAUGCGUUAUAAAACUGUACAGAAUGCAAAAUACGUAUGGCAUGUUUGGUACACGUUAAUAUCCAGUAUUGUACAUUAACUAUACAAGUAUCUAACACCUGAUUUUUAUUUUUGUCACUAACAAUUAAACUGGUAGUCACGUCUCUGGUACCGGGCUCUCCUAUUGUUCUAUCGUUUCGGCCUUAGUAGGGUUUUAUAGUCGAGUGUUAGGAGCCCGUCCGUUUGCACCAGGGCCUAAUUGGCCCUCAUGGUUGUCUAGUCCUGUAGUUGGUUGUUUAUAUGUGAGUGAGAUAUGUGGUAGACUCAGAAACAAGGAACUUAUUCCUCCAGUGUCUCUAUAGGGGGUUAUGAUAAAGUGUCGGUUAUUGACACUUGCAUAUAGUCUGCAUGUGUAGGUUGAGGCUUGGUCCCUAACCUAAGGGUAUGUCGGGGGGGGGAGGUGUGUAUGAUAUAGUCGGUAUUGAAUGGGUGCUAUUAUGGACGUCUCUAGGAUUACGACUGUCUAGGUGCACAGACUUUUCUAGAGCUUCCGUCAGGUUAACAUGUAUAAUUCCAAUUACGAGGUAAUAGCAACUUAAAAAAAGUGUAAUACAAUGCUAAGAAUAAAAAAGGUAGAAAUAAUACAAAAAAAAAAACUUAUGUUGCAGCAUGAGUAAGGGUGACACUAUGUAACAGCAUCCUGUCCAUUCCGUGGGGUGAAGGGUGUUAUAUUGUCCACAUCCCAUAUCCCGUUAGCAUCUUUGGCCCUUGGUUUCUGUGGGGCAUUACUGAUGCCUAUUGCCGGAUGUAGCUGUGGGGAUCGUGGAGCUCGAGAGAUGGCGUCUGUGCUGGUCGCCUGUCAGGCCCAGCCCCCCUGCAGUUUGUUGUUUUGAUACCUCAUUACGAGAUGCGAACGUUCUAAGACAACAUUCUAAUUGGGGUUUCAUGGUGGUCACCGUUCGAGAGGUGAAUGGAUUCCCUUUGUGACCGCACCUCCUGAAUGGGUAGCAGGCAGUUUUAGGCAAGCACUCAUAGCAAACUAAAGGGGCAAGAUAAGGAAAAUACUGAAAGGGGAGGGAGAACAUAUGCCCAAAACAGUACACACACACACACACACAACCGGGAAAUCAGGGCAAUGCAGUUUAGCAGCAGUCCCGCUACAGUUACUUCUCGACAUAUCAUAUCAUGAUGGUACACUUAUAGUUGAGCUAUAGCUUAGAAAUAGUUAGCGACCUUGAAGUGGCAUUAUAUCUAAAUAGCUUUAUGAAUGCUUAUCUAUUUGGGUGUUCUUUUAUAGCAGACUUUUGACUAUUUUGUGUCUAAUCAAUUAGGUUACCCUACAUUGUUAUUAUCAAUAACUGUUGCAAGCCCUGCUGUGAUUUCCCCUCUAUUCUAAUUGACUGCAUAAUAGAAAUAUACCUGGGGACUGCAGAAACGGAGUGUGGGUGUUGCAGUUGGUUUGACGCCUUUUUCUUAUGUCCUUUUUAUGCAUGGACUGCUAGACAUUAUACCUUGAACAUUUAGAUAGUGUAGUCCUUUACUUUGAUACCUUGUUACAUAGUUUCUUCUCUAUGAGGAUGUGCCUGCAUCUCUGCGUGCGUGUGUGUGUACAUAUGCAUAUAGGGAACACAGAGCUUGCUAUCUGACUUUGAUUAUUGUAGUCCGUUCUGCUUUUACCCCUAUCCCUCCUAGCCAGCCUCUAUAAGCUCACUCCAACCUCUCCCACCCCCAUUAUCUGUAGAGUCUUUUAGGCUCUUUUUAAGGGUUUUAUUAUCCAUGUUAUCUUCAUGUUUCUCUAAUUUUUAUUUGCUUAUGAUUAUAACUUAUAAUAAAAUUGUAUACUUAUUCUUAUUUUGGUUUUUCAAGGGACCUUUUGUGUCCUUUGGACCUUUGAGCCCAUUGGACAUGUAUGUGUUUGUUUGCAGGAAUAAAAGAAUGACUCCUCUUUUAUUCAGGAAACGUUAGGAAAAUAAAACAUGAUUUUUCUGUUUUUGGUUGGGUCACUAGAUUUUAGGUAAUGACUGAGCAGUGAGUAUAUCUUUCUCAGAUCUUUAAUGCUCUGCCACAUGCACACUUGAAUUUUAACUGAACUAGUGUUCAGUUUUGGACACCUUACCUAAAGUUUAAGGAAGUUUAAAGGAAAUUUAUAGAAAACAUAAGGAAAUAGCCAAUCAAUCUGACACAGUAAAUAGUAAUACAAUGAAAAACUAAAAGCUGUUUAUUUGGGAAAUGGGUAGACUAGAUAGGAAAGUCGGCUUUUAUCUGCAGUUAAAAUAUUUUCCAAACAAUUCUGAGUCUAUAAGUCCUUGGGUGUGAACUGAUAAUGCCAAGACUUUGCACAGUAAGACACAUAGGGAUCUAACUGAUACUAACUUUAAAACUACUAAUUUAAUGCUGCAAAGCAUCAAGUGGGUAACACUUCCAGAAAAAAAAGUAAUAAAAAUCAGCUUUUUACAUUGGGGGUAUAUCUAAAAACAGAUUCUAAUCGCUGCAGAUCUCUUGUCUGUAGCUUUUGGGAACUCUCCCCUUCUAAGCUUGCACAGACAUUAUGUGACUGUCCAAUUACAGACUUCCCAAUGAGAAGGCUUUGGAAGGCAGGUGCUCUGGACUAUUGCUGCCUAUUGAGUUUAGCUCAACCAGCUAACCAAACCAGGAAGUAACAGAUUAUUUUUUUUAUUAUUUACUGACAGUCGGGGGUUGGGGGGUAUUGUAACAAAAUUGGCAAUUUUGUAAAAUGAAAAAAAAAAAAAAAGAGGAUAUGCUUCAGACAUAAGCAAGAAUCUCAUUAUCAGCAGGGUGUUAGUUUCAUUCAGCAACUCAGCACUAAACACAAAGUGAGCAACUUGGAUUAAGCAGCUGUUUAAGAAUGGAUUGACUAAAAGACGGAGUUCAGGAAAAUUACAGCCUAUUCAAUAAAAUUGAUUAGUUAUUAAAGCAAGUUACUAUGAAUUGAUGACAGACAAGAGAACCUAGAAGGACAUUCUUGGCUACAUGGUGAAAUUGUACUGGGUGCGCCGCAAUCAACAUGUUGACACAGACGUGAUCUUCAUCCAUAACAAACUACCCUUUUCAAUGCAGCCUAUUCCUCAGUUCAAUCACAAAUCUUCUUGCAAUGGCAGUGACAUUUAUACUGGAAGCCUCACCCUCCUACAGUUCACUGAUGCUUAUUAAAUCUAAUCCAACAUGCCCAAAAGGAUGACUUCCAGUCAAUUUGUUUAAUUUAAUGAAAGCACUAAUGAAUUUUUCAUCACACACUCAUUCUGAGUGACAAAGCUGAACAGCCUGGCACUUCACUGUGUGACGUGUUACUGGCCCAGGAAUGGAACUAAGGACUUUACAGUCUAUAUUUGGCUACUAAAACCCUGACCCCAUCCCCCCGAAUCACUAGCAGGUGCCUCUUGCUGAAUCACUCCAGCCCUCUCUAUUUCCCAUGCUUUAUGACACACAACAUAUUAGCAUAUAUAAUUCAACUACAUUAACAGAAUAUCACAUUCUAAUUUGCAACACUAAUAUAAGGAGACAAAAUGUAUCGUGUUUUUAUAAUAUAUAUACACAAACAAAGCAAGCCAAGUACAAUUUGAUACAUUUUCCUUUUUUUUGCCUUUGUUUGAUUUUUGUCACCUUGCAAGUAAUGCAUUUUUAGGUCCAAUAAUUGCUCAUAUUACUUAUUAUACAUACACACGUUCGUGUUUGUGUAUAUGUGUGUGUAUGUAUAUAUAUAUUUAAACAUAUAUAAUCCAAAAAAUGGGUUGCAUUCAUAGGGUUUCAAAUAAGUGAAAUUGGUUUAAUUCAACACAUCAAUUUACAGCAUCCUGACCAAUGUUUCGACCCCAGGAUUUAGAGAUUACCCAGUUGUGUCUAGGGUGUUUUUAGACGGAAAAGAAAACCCCUUGACACAUCCCUAAUUCCCAAAUCCUGGACUGGUAGGCAUGCCUUGAGGACUGGUUUGGAAACCACUGCCUUAGUGUCUUUCUUGUGAUCUUGAGAAAGACCGUAAUGGGUCAAAACGUCGAUCAGGACGCUGUACUUUGUAGUGUUAAAUUAAACCAAUUUCACUUAUUUGAAACCUUUUAAGGGCACCCCAUUUUUUGGAUGAUUUGUACAACGUGAGUCUUGUCAUGUAACACAAUAUAUUGUGUAUUAUCGUGUUUGAAAUUAAUUUUGCUCUUUAUACACUGAAAGGCAAAGUUUGAGCUGUAAUUAAACUAUAAUUUUUAUUAGGAGAAAAAGAAUAGUGAUGACUCUGAUUCAGAGGUCACAAUACCUGACCAAUGAAUUAGUGCCAAAAAGCCCUAAGAUUACUCUCCCUAUUUGGGGAAUAACCCACGAAGUUAGUAUAAAAAAGAGAGAAAGAAAGGGGACUAAAAUAAGUCAUCAGUGGGAGAGUAAUAGUUGAGGGGAAGGGGUCCCUACCUUUAAUAAUCCUAAAGGAAAACACUAAAUUAAAAAUAGGACAGAUGGGAGAAAGGAGUUUAAAUGGUAAACCAUCUAGAGACAGUUACAGAAAACAGGUGUCUGCUAUAAGAAAGAGAGACUGCCUGGCAAAUUCUAACCUAAAGGUUGAGCAUCAUGCGUCCUAAGUCUCAUGGGUAACCAAUCCAGGUGUAUAGAAAUAGCUAGAACACUGAGUCUGUAUAUAGAGGUGGAAAAAACCCUCUAUAGGAGAAGUUAAACUACCCCAGAUUUCCCCAAAACAGACUCCUAUCAGUAGGAAGCUUUCUCUAGUUACCUCGGCACUGUGUUGCCACAAGUGCCUACCCGGAUACCUAAUCCCUAUAAGUCCUAAAAAUUACAAAGAUUUAAACAACUAAAUCCAUAAGUGCUACCAAAAAGAGGUGAACAAAAAGAAAAUAAUUAAAUAAAGUAAGCUCGACGCGCGUUUCGGCGUUUCAGCACGCCGUCGUCAGGAGCAAUAAAGGUGCUUUUUUAUAAUUAUUAUUACCAUUUUAAAAAAGAUGCACAUUUAAAUAUACUAUUUUUUGUUUUAGGUAACCACGAAGAGCAACAAAAAGAGGGAGGGAUAGUCUCCAAGAAUUUCACCAAGAAAAUACAGUAAGUAAUGUUUUAUGAUUAUCGCUAUUCCAACCAGAUGCUGUACUAAAACCUUCUCGGGAGUAUUCACUAAUGGAUUCGGCUGAAAUAGCUAAGUGUAAAGUAUAGCUGGCUUGGAAAUUUCUUUUUUUUUCCUUUAUAAUUCUUUAUUUUCAAGAUGCGUUGAGUUAACACAGUUAGCAUGAGUGGUAGGCAUAUUAGUAGUAGUAGUAGUAGUAGUAUUGCCAUUUAUAUAGUGACAACAGAUUCCGUAGCACUUUACAAUAUUAUGAGAGGGAGAUUAAACUAUAAAUAGGACAAUUACAAGAAAAUUUACAGUAACGAAAGGUUGUAGAGGACCCUGCUCAAACAAGUUUACAGUCUAUAGAAGGUGGGGUAUAAGACAUGUUAGGACAGGAAAUAUCAAAUAGGGUGGGAGUGAAGCAGAGCUGGAGGAGAGAGUACAGCACUGCCCUAUAGGAGAGAGCAAGAGACAGGUAUGUAAGGUAGAGGUUACUCUGGGAGGCUAUAAGCUUUCCUAAAGAGAUGGAUUUUAAGACACUUCUUAAAGGAUUGAAGACUAGGGGAGAGUCUGAUGGGGGUAGGCAGGCUAUUCCAUAGGAAAGGAGCCGCCCGCGAGAAGUCCUGCAAGCGCGAGUUGGCCGUACGGGUGCGAGCAGCGGUCAGGAUGUGGUCACGGGCAGAGCGGAGGGAACGAGGAGGGGCAUACCUUUGGAUCUGUGAAGAGAUAUAAGAGAGACUAGAAUUGGUCAGUGCUUUAAAUGUAUGGGUUAGCACUUGAAUUGACUCCUAUAGAAUACAGGGAGAGGGGUGAGGUGUGAGAGGACCGACUAGAGAGGAAAAUAAGUUUGGCGGCGGCAUUCAUUACAGACUGUAGCGGGGCAAUACUGCUUUUGGGAAGACCAAUCAGGAUAGGGUUACAGUAAUCCAUGCAGGAAAUUACUAGAGCAUGGACAAGCCCCUUGGUAGCAUCUUGCGUUAGAAAGGGGCGGAUACGGGCUAUGUUUUUAAGUUGGUAUCUAUAGGAUUUUGCAACAAACUGGAUUUGAGGUUCAAAGAUGAGGCCAGAGUCAAGUUUGAUGCCAACACAGCGUGCUUGCAAUCAUAGGCUUAUGUGGAUAUCACUGACUUGAAGGGAGAGCGAGAGCGGAGGAUCAGUAUUAGGAGGAGGAAAGACAAGGAGUUCAGUUUUAGAGAGAUUGUGUUUCAGAAAGCGCAAGGACAUCCAGUCAGAGAUGGAAGAAAGGCAAGCAGUGACACGUUGCAAGAUGGCAGGGGAGAGGUCCAGGGAGGAGAGGUAUAUCUGAGUGUCGUCAGCAUACAGGUGGUAGUCGAAUCCAAAAGAGGCAAUAAGUUUACCAAGAGAGGCAGUAUAAAGAGAAAAUAGACAAAAGGGGACAAAGGACAGAGCCUUGGGGAACCCCAACUGAGACAGGAUGAGGGUAGGAGGUAUCCUUGGAAAAGGAGAAACUGAAUGAGCGUUGGGAGAGAAAAGAGGAAAACCACGAGAGGACAGAGUCAGAGACCAAGCGAUGUCAAAGGCAUAUGAGUUACUUAUACACAAAGAGUAAAAUUACAAAAUGAAAGCAUAUUUUGCACUGGUGAGUAAAAGCAUCAAUUUUUAUUUUAUUUUUGAUCCAAGCAAUUUACAUUUGUUUAACCCCUUAAGGACCAAACUUCUGGAAUAAAAGGGAUUCAUGACAUGUCACACAUGUCAUGUGUCCAUAAGGGAUUAAGGACAACUCGAAGGAUUUAGCUCAUGUAUGAGCCUGAAUAGGGUUGUCUAGCUUGUCCCGGUCCCUAAGUGUUAUACCUAUGACUUCCUUAGGGUAACUCAGGCAUAUAUGUGUAGUUGCAGCCAAAUGGUACAGUGUCAGAUGUGAGAUAUCAUGCUUGUAUCAGGCUAAGGAGGUGAAUGCAUAUAGUGCGAGAUAUGAGCUUGCUUAAAAUGGGUAUUCACUAGAUUAGGGGAUAUACAUCCACGCUGGGAAGCCCUGACCAAAGGCUUGGACAUCUGUAUUUUACCAAUUUGGCUGAUUUGGACAAAUUCACUUUGAGUUCUAGAUAAUUGUGACUUUAGUAAAUAACUUUGCAUUAUGUUUGUUCAUUAAAUUAGGAGUCAACGUGGAUUAAAAAGGAAAUUACUAAUCCCACCACAAUAUUCAGUCUUGCCUCUCAGCUAUUUACCCCCUUCAGUUAUCCUGUCCUACAAAAAUCAACUGUCUUGUCAACCUUCAUAUUUCCCAGUUUAGUGAAUAAUGACUGGUGAAGUCUGAUUGAAGUUUUCUUGAAAUUUGACAACACAAGUAAAGGCUCAUGACCUCAUACACAAUGUGCUAAUUAAAAUAUUGCAGCUACAUUUUUAUCAAGGUUAGGAAUGUGCCAUUAAAACUGUCUCUACAUUGAGAAUCCUGGCUUUCAUCAAUCAUCUAUCGUGUCACCUAUAUUGGGCCAUCUGCCAGAUGUUGCAAAAUUGUCAUUAUUUCUUGACCCAAACACAACAGCGACGUGCUGGAGAGCAGAUUAGAGAGGUAUUUGAGAAAGAAUUAACAGCAAGCUGUUUGAUUGCUACAUAUUAUUACUCAUGAAUGCCAGGGGGAAGGCCCUCUAAUUUACUUGUAACUAUGUCACACCUUAAACCACAAACAUGUCAUUCACUCUUGGGCUAGUGAUACUGUGAUUUUGUUUAGCUUUUCACAAAACUGCUGAAUUUCAGUCCACAGAUUAAAUUAAUCCAUACUCUUUUAAAAUGAAAAGUUACUGCACAUAAAAAAAGCCCAGCCAGGAGGCAAAUGCUGUUUGACGUGAAUCUGUCAUAAGACCCUACCUUUAAAGGGUCAUUCUAAGCACUAAAACGAGUACAGAGCAUUGUAGUGAUUAUGGUGUUCGCAUGCAUUUAGCUGAUACGAGUCAAAACAUUUUUGAAUGGUUUGCCAGUUACCCGGGUCCCCUGGGUGCCCUUGGCCUGGCUUCUCUUAUUAGAUAUCACUAAAGCAACAGCUCCCCUUCUCCAUUAGACAUAAAUUUUGGCCAUGUUGCGAUAGAAUACAUUGCCUGAGGAAAGUUACCUGACACUCUCAAGCAAUGAGGGGGUUGCAAACAUAGAACUUACCAUUAAUGAAUAAUGUAGGAGUAGGGAUGGUGCAGGAGUCUCAGACACCAUUGGUCCCUUUAAACUCUAAAAUCUCCUUAUACAUUGAAUCAUAUCAUUAUCAUAGUCAUACUCACCUUCUCUCCAGCAGUGUCAAUGGAUAUUAUAGCACCCAACUUGCACCCCCCUCCUACAUCCCAGCAUCUUACAGUGCUAUUGGCACUGCAGGGCUACACUUUGCUAAUGACACCAAUAGCUGGCUUAAUUUCUAGCCCAUGGGGGUCAGAAAAGGAUACGUCUGUCGUUAUUUACCCAGCAAGCACAAUGCACUCUAAUUCUUGUGCCAAAGAUCAGAAGAACCAAGUGUAGUAUGCAUCUCUUGAUCUCUUUAGUCACUCAAUCCUUGGCACAGAGGUAUAUGCUGUAAAACUAAUAGAUAGGUGAGGGGUUGCCAAUAUAUUAUUACAAAAACUAUUUGCUCGUGUGUGUAAAAAAAAGUAUGCUUCCGAUUCAGCUACUUGGCCUUAAGUUUAAAUUUACUACAAGUUAACUUUGAAUUCCCAACAAUUCUCUCUUUAGCGAAUAACUCUUUAUGUUGAGAGGAUACAACAGUGUAAACGGUUGAAAUCCCGUUUUUUUUAACCCACCUUCCCUCCCGACUCCACUACAUCUAAUUGUCCCCCAAGUCACUCCCAAAUGCCCCUAAGUCCCCCAUCUUAUCUAUUUUUGCAUCUUUAUGUCUGGACCUAGGUCCUGUGCGCCACCAUCUUUGUGUGGGUAGAUGAAGUUCCUGUGGGACACGUCAUCUGCCCACACUAGAUAGAAAUUUCCCGGCUGGCCGCUGCACCUGGGGCCGGUCUGACAGCCCUAAUCAUUGGGCUGACAGCUCCUGUGAUCCCGGCCGGCCAUGUGUGAGCUGUGCAGCCGCACAGAGCCCCAUGGGAGCAGGGGGAGACAAGCGGCCGGCACAGCUCACACAUGGCCGGCCGGGAUCAUUAAAAAAAAAAUUGCGGUGGGGCGGAGCUUAGCGUGUGGCAGGGGUGGGGCUUAGCGUGCGGCGGAGGCAGAGCUUACUGUGCGGCAGGACCCGGCUGACUGCAGCAUGGGAAGCAGGAAGGAGUCCCUGCUUCCCCAACAACAAGCCUCUAGGAGCUCCAAGCAGGAGGUAAGAAGCAGGUCACUGUGUCUGUGUGAGUGUGUGACUGUCUGUGUGACUGUCUGUGUGAGUGCCUGUGAGUGUGUGACUGCCUGUGUGACUGUCUUUGUGAGUGUGUGACUGCCUGUGUGAGUGUGUGACUGCCUGUGUGACUGUCUUUGUGAGUGUGUGACUGCCUGUGUGAGUGAGUGUGUGACUGCCUGUGUGAGUGUGUGACUGACUGUCUGUGUGAGUGUGUGACUGCCUGUGUGAGUGUGUGACUAAAUACCGGUAAACUAAACUAACUAAAUACCGGUAAAUAAAAAAUAACUUACCAUUUGAUGUCUUCUUUUUUCUAAAAUCUUUUUUCAGCCCCCAAAAAGGCCAAAUAAAAAUAUAUAAUACCCGUUGCAACUGUUAAAAUGAGAAGAAAAAAAAAAGCGCAAAAAAAACCCAACAAAAAAACAGACGCCAAAAAAAGUAAUCCAUCUUCCCCCAGCGACGGCACCACACAGACUGGGCUCAGCAGGGCAGGGAAAGGCUUAUAAAGUCUUCCCACACCCUGCAAUUUGACUUAAAGCACUCUGAUUGGUUGAUUCCAAGCCAACCAAUCAGAGAGCUCUUGCAGGUAAAUGAAGAGACUGACAGGUAAGUCUCUACAUUUACCUGUCACAGCACUCUGAUUGGUUGGCUUGAAAUGUGUCAUUUUACAUAGCGUGGGAAAGUUCUUUGGAAUUCAAUUCAAAUUGAAAGCAACCAAUCACUGCGUUAUGAGUCAAAUUACACAGCAUGGGAAAAUAGACAUGCCCCUACUCGCUGUAUAGCGAGUAGGGGCAUAAUUUCCUAAUACUAAGUAAUCUUAACUUAGUAUUAGUAAAUUUGGCUGAAAGACCAAUUUAGGUCUUUCAGCCUUUUGGUAGAUAGCUCCCUAAUACCGUGGGAAUUAGGGAGUUAUCUACUAAACGGCUGCAAGAUGCAGCUGUGGCACGAAUCGGAUCGGAAUUUAAUUCAUUCAAAUGAAAUUCCGAUCUGAACAAAGUCCCGAAUUGUGUCCUAACACGAAUGGAGAAACUGUUCUCAUUCUGUUAGGACAAAAUUCGGUAGUUUCGUCAGCGUUCAGUCUAAAUGACAGGAUGUUCAGGAAAAGUGAAAGGAGGCAUUGCGAGAUCACAAAGGAUAGCUAAGGAUUGUGGGAAAAUUUCUCUGACCACAGGAAAUGGAGCACACUCUGCUCCUCUGCUGGUCAUAGAUGGUCAAGCUUAGGAAACCUCCAUAAGACAAAUAGUCCCUACUUUGUGUUAUGUUUUAAAGCAAACUAGAGCAGAAAGGAAGAAAUGAAGAACAGAUCCUGACAGAGGGAGAGAAGAGGAAUCGAUUGUGGAAAGGUAUGUUUGGCAUGACAGCUCCGCUUUAAGUCCCAGUGACAGAAGCAGCAAAUUAAAACUGCUGAGGAAGCAAAACUUGCUGCAUUAUUUAUUAUAACUGUGAUUUAUAGAAUUCGAAAAGUAAAUUCAAAGUAGGUGUCAAAUACUAGGACUAAAUAGCAAGCUAAAAAUGAAGCAGACUUCUGGAAUUCUGUCAAUUCACUUGAAAAUCAAUUUUAAUUACCAACAAUUCACACAUUAUUGAACAACCAUGUGAGAAAUGCUCACACCUUGGCUAUUUUAGCCUGAAUUUUCCACUUUGGUUUUAAUUGACUGCAAUUUGGUGUUUAGUGAAUACAUCAUCUUGUAUUUAUCAGGAUAAUCUCACAGAUCCCACUGGAACAACCGCCAUUCAUUUUCAAAACAAAACCUCCAAUCCCAGAACGAGCUUCUUACAGUCACUUAAAGAAACAUUCACUUCAUCUCACUGAAGUUGUAAUGGAGCUUGAAGUCCUUUGGCAUCAUUGCACCGUUCAGUGUUCACAUUAGCCAGACCACUGCGAUGGACUGCAGUAACAGGCUGAAAGCAUCAGCACAGCACGCUGUCCCAGUUAUUUACUAAAGUGAGAAUUGUUUGGAAUCAUUGUUGACAUAGAUACUUUUUCCUGUUCAGCUACUUUGACCUUAAAAUUGAAAUUCCAUUUGAAUUCACUCUAAAUUACCUGCAAUUUACAUUUUAGUGAAUAAACCUACUAGUGUAUCACUGCUGCCCAUUACUGAUGUGAGACUCUGAGUCUGAGUGUAUAAUUCGAUUGUAAUCACCUCACAGCUAAACAAUCUAGCAGGGAGAGAAGCCACAGGGGCAAAGGGUCCACACUCAGUGGAAAAAAUACAUGAAGUAGUUAUGGUUCCUAGAUUGUCUCUUUAACCCCUUAAGGACCAAACUUCUGGAAUAAAAGGGAAUCAUGACAUGCCACAUAUGUCAUGUGUCCUUAAGGGGUUAAAGUACUGUGUGAAAAGUACCACAGAAUGACAAUGUGGCAACUGUGUAAGAAACGUUGCAAAUAAAAAUUUGGUUAUCUUUCUGUACAACUUUAUAUAUGUGUGUACACAAAACCGGUGUUGUGCAGAUAGAGAGAGUGUUGUCCUCACACCUCCAGCCUCCAAUAUGCUAGGUUUGUGUGUGCAGACAAAGUUAAGUUUUAGAAUAGAGAAGUCCUUAUAUGGUUGUAGAAUUGUGGCACUGGUUACUGAGAAGAUCUGGCUGUUUGCCAGGAGACCUGUCUGUUCUCACAUCCUUCUGCACAAGAGAUUUUAAGACAAUGUACCCAGAUCCCAGUACAAAUAGUGACGAAUAAACACAUAGUUACAUUGAUAUAUGAAACAUUUUGUCUCAUUAUUUAAACACAAAGUUGCUUUGUAGAACUUGGACUGGAUCCCACAACCAUGCUGGGUGUUGCAUAACUGAAUUUGAAUGACUUUAUCUAUUUUCUACCAGUUGCCACCUACUAUGACACAGUUGCUUUCAUUUACUUUGCAUUACAUUUACAAUAACACAGUCAUAUUUAAAUAAAGUAUGGAAGGGAUAGAAGUGGAGUAUUUAUAUACAUCCACACAUAUAUACCAGUAAUGUUUAAUUAAAGUAUGGAAGGGAUAGAAGUGGAGUAUUUAUAUACAUUCACAUAUAUACCAGUAAUGUUUAAUUAAAGUAUGGAAGGGGUAGAGAACUACACCCACACAUAUAUACCAGUUAUAAACGCAAAGAAUUUCCAGCACACAUGGGUUUAUUAAAGGCUAUUUUGGAUUGUACCACCUUAGCUUAAAUAAGGAUUACUUGAAAAUUAUGCAAUGAAAAUAGAAUCUAGUUGUAUCUUUCUAUAAUUAGCUAAGGCCAGGGUCAUUGUUACGAUCCUGAGAGAUUCCACUGAGGAAGAAUUUAAUAUGCAGCCAUGUUCGAUGCUGAUAUGCGGGCUGUGGUUGGUCACGGUAUGUUCUAGCCAGCUGCCUAGCAGCAAGACUGUCCAAGGUCAUGCGCCUCUUUAAGUGUCAUGCAAGGUCUCGUAAGAUGAAAACAGAACUAGUAUGGUGUCCUUGCAUGUUUGACAUCUCUAAGACAAGUCCGUGUGUGGCACUUGUACCCACUCUGCCAUUUGUGUUGCAUUGUAAAGGGCAACACAUAAUAUAUGACCAGACAGAAUUCUGCUUAUAAAGUUCAUCUGCUGAGAAUGGCCUAUUCUUCCCAGCUCUCUCUGGUCAAUGCUUCAUGAAAGUAAUGCUAAAUAUGUGUUAGUCUCUGUAUUCAGGAUCUACUUUCCAAGCCACUUCACAGGAUAGCCAGGCAAAUUGUGUGUUUUUUUUUAUUCCAGUUUUCAAAGCAUAGAUUAUAAAUAAAGAGAGAGUUACUUUAAGCUGAUCAGUUCUUGAACACUUAAAGUGAAAGAUAGGCAACCAGCCAAAAGAGGAAUAAAUUAUGCAUUGCCAGACUUGAAAAUGGGCAGUAAUUACAUGACUAUUUGCUACCUUGCUGCUUACUUGAGGGUUAUGGCUGCUAGGACACAGUCGAUACCACCACUUAACAAAUUCCGAGUUUUAUGUUCUCAUCCAUAGACUAAACAGCAGCAACAUAUAGUUGCAUUACAUUACUCGUUCUUCAUAAUUGUUUCUGUAUCAUCCACAUUAUCCCUUAAUGGAAAGUCAUGUACUUUAAAAGAUGGACUAUUACUAAUGUUGACUAAUCUGAGUGAUGAAACAUCUUACAAUAUAAGAGUUUUCCUAAAAUUGAUUUUUAAAGCCCUUCUUUUUUAAGAGACUUAAAUGAAACGCAGGGCCUGAGUUUACCCCAUUGCCAAUAUUCCAGUUACAUAUUAUCAAAUAAAGGUAAACAAUGGCAAGAUACAAGACAGAGAUAAUGCACAUACAUCAAUGAGGCUUUCACAUAUUUAUCAAGACAAAAUAUGUGAAUUCUUGUAGAUCACAUAGGUCAACAAGGUGCCCUCACCAAAGAGACCAGGAGAAUUGUUCUUCAUUAUAUCUUGUAACUGCCCUUGAUAUGUGUAUGACCUAUAAACACUUACUGACAGUGUGCUGGGCAGAAAUUAUGUUAAAUACAUGGACAGGAUAAAUUGUAUACAAAUAGUAGGCUUGUGAUUGUUGUUGUGGGUUUUUAUCUGUUUCUGUAAUUCUUGCAACUAGUCACAUGCACAUUGCCAGGGUAAUGCUGAAAGAUGGGAGUUCAAAAGUAUUCCCUGCAUUGUCCUACUUUAAAAUUCCAUCAAAAACUUUAGCCUGAAAUAUCCCACAACCUGUAGGCUUCCCGACAUCAGCAACGUGACAUGCCAGCGGUUUAAUGACAGCAAACUAUAACUGGAAAUAAGAUUACUUUUGCUUUUAAUUUUUCUAAGACAUUUGUUUCUGUUGUGUGUACUCUUGGCGCAGGGUGUUCUGUUUGGAGUUCUGUGAUUUUACCAGUUAGAAUUGAUUUUCCUUUUCCUAUAGCUCAGUCAUCGCAGUCUUGUGAUUGUUUAUUCAUUAGAAAUGAUUUGUGCAGUCAAUAAAAUUCAGCUUUGUGAUUGUCCAGGGAUAAGAAGUAGAAAUAAAUGUUGCUGCAUCCGUGGCAUUUCCUGGAUACAGAUUAUGCCAACUCUUGGGAAUGGCUGCGUGAUACGUAGAUUUAUCGGAAUUCAGUAUCCGUAAGAUGAAUACGUUGAUUUUGAAAUAAUGCUUUCUUUGGUUUUGCAAAAUGACUGCAGUUUUAAGAACUCCUGAGGCAUCUUUACCUUUAUUCGCUAAAUAAUGAAUUGUGAAAGUUAAUUAGUAACUACCGACAGUAAUGAACGAUACGGAAGUAUAUACAGUAAUAAGUGGGAAUAAGUGUGGUAGGACUGAGUGCCACAGACCACCUGAGUGGAAACCCCUUAUACCACUCAAAGAAAUGCAAACAUAUAAUACAUACAAUACAAUUGGUGGAUCACAAUUCUGGAUGCAUCUGUAAAAUACACAAAGCAAUAUAGUGUAAUAUUGUCAGUACAAGUAAUGUGUAAACGUGAGUGGAAGUCAGGUACUCACAAGCCCAGAGCCAAAUCACAACAUGGCUCUCAUGGAUAGCGCUGUGGGACUUCUCUUAAGGAUGUCCCCCUCCUAUUUCCAGAUCACCUUAUGGGUGUUCCGGAUGAGCAGAAGUAAAAGCUAUGCAGGUAAGAUGAUAUCUCUUCAAAGAUAAAACUUUAUUGCUCCAUAAUUUGGAGUUAAAAACUACAUAAAAAUCAUCAAAUGAAAAAAAACAAUAAAAAGAUGCUAGUAAUAACAUAUAACUAUAGGGCUCUAUAAGUCCUGGAAAGAGUCCUGCCAUUUGGAAAAAAUUUCCAAAAUAAUGUCCAAAAUGCGUUUUGCCCCGUACCAGGGGCUUCCUCAGUCGGUUUGAAGUGCUCCUCUGCAGCUCUGCGUCUUCUUAAAUUCCUCAUUGCUUUCACUUCCAGGUUCCGGAUAUCGCAUGCUUGGAAUGCAACGUGCAUUCAAACUCCGACAGCAGUGGAGCGCAUGCUGUCGGAGUUGGAACGCACGUUGCAUUCCAAGCGUGCUAUAGCCGGAACCCGGAAGUAAGUGGAACGCAUGCCAUCGGAGUUGGAACGCACAUUGCCUUCCAAGCGUGCGAUAACCGGAACCCGGAAGUGAAAGCAAUGAGGAAUUUAAGAAAACGCCGAGCCGAGAAGGAGCACUUCAAACCGACUGAGGAAGCCCCUGGUAUGGGGCGAAACGUGUUUCGGACAUUAUUUUUGACUUUUUUGCCAAUUGUCAGGACUCUUUCCAGGACUUACAGAGCCCUGUUGUUUUAUGUUAUUACUAGCAUCUUUUUAUUGUUUAUAAAAUUUCAUUUGAUGAUUUUUAUGUAGUUUUUAACUCCAAAUUGUGGAGCAAUAAAAUUUUAUCUUUGAAGAAAUAUCAUCUUACCUGCAUAGCUUUUACUUCUGCUCACCCGGAAAUAGGAGGGGGACAUCCUUAACCCCUUAAGGACCGAGGACGGUUCAGGACCGUCAUCGGCAUUUUUGCCUUGAGGACCGAUGACGGUCCUGAACCAUCCUAACGGUCAGAGCUACUUACCUGAUCGCCGUCGUUCCCCCGGCGGCGAUCAGCGUGGCUCCGGUUGUGGGGAGACUGCCUGCAGCCCAGACAGUCUCCCCACACUGGAUUAGGACCCCUGUGGCCAUGUGAUCGCUUAACACAGCGAUCACAUGGUCACAAUAGGUAUCCAUGUGUCUGCCUGCAGGGGGACUGCCUGUGCUGACAGGCAGUCUCCCUGCAUGUGUAAAAUCAAAAAAUAAAAUAAAGUUAGUGUUAAUUAAAAAAAUAAUAAUAAUUAUAUAUGUGUAUAUAUGAUAUAUAGACAUAUAUUAUAUUUAUAUAAUAUAUGUCUAUAUAUCAUAUAUAUAAUGCCAUACUAAGUGUAUUUUUAUAUUAAUAUGUACUUAUAUUAAUAUAAAAAUACACUUAUAAUUAAAUUACACACGUAUAUAUAUAAUAUAUAUAAUAACUAUAUAUAUUGUAUAUAUAUAUUAUUAUAAAAUAUAAAUAAUAAGUAAUUUAAAUUAAAUAAAAAAUUUUUAAAAUAAUAAUAAAAAAUUUUUAAAAAAUUAUAUAGCUAUAUGAAAUUUUAUUCUAACUGUAUUUUAAAAUUAAUAUAUAUAUAUUUAUAUCAAAAUACACUUAGAAUAAAUUUGUAUAUAUAUCUAUAUAUAUAAAAAUAAAUAAAAAUAAUAAGAAAUAUACAUACGUCCAUAUACAAAAUUACAUAAAUAAUUAUAUAAAUAUACACGUAGACUUCAAAUAUAUAAAUAUGCAUAUAUAUUUAAAUUCUACGUGCGUAUUUAUGUAAUAUUUUUACAUAAUUCAGUAAUUUUAUUGAUUGCAAUUUGAGGACCUGCCUGCCAACCCAGGCCGAAAUUCCAGAGAAUUUAAUUUGCUAGCACUGUAUUUUACCCUGUAACGUUCUACGACACCCUAAAACCUGUACAUGGGGGGUACUGUUUUACUCGGGAGACUUCGCUGAACACAAAUAUUAGUGAUUCAAAACAGUAAAACAUAUCACAGUGAUGAUAUUGUCAGUGAAAGUUACUUUUUUUGCAUUUUUCACACACAAACAGCACUUUUACUGAUGAUAUAAUUGUUGUGAUACGUUUUCCAGUUUUUAAACACUAAUAUUUGUGUUCAGCGAUGUCUCCCGAGUAAAACAGUACCCCCCAUGUACAGGUUUUAUAGCAUUUUUAAAGUUACAAGGUCAAAUAUAUGGGUCAAAUAUUUUUACAUUGAAAAUGGCCAGGUUGGUUACGUUGCCUUUGAGAGCGUAUGGUAGCCCAGGAAUGAGAAUUACCCCCAUGAUGGCAUACCAUUUGCAAAAGAAGACAACCCAAGGUAUUGCAAAUGGGGUAUGUCCAGUCUUUUUUAGUAACCACUUGGUCACAAACACUGGCCAAAAUUAGCGUUCAAUUUAGUUUUUUUACUUUUUUCACACACAAACAAAUAUGAAUGCUUACUUUGGCCAGUGUUUUCGACUAAGUGGCUACUAAAAAAGACUGGACAUACCCCAUAUUGAAUACCCUGGGUUGUCUACUUUAAAAAAAAUAUGUACAUGUGGGGUGUUAUUCAGAGAUUUAUGACAGAUAAUAGUGUUACAAUGUCACUAUUGAUAAAUUUUAAAAAUGUAUGUUUUGAAACUGCAAUAUCCUACUUGUACCUAUAGCCCUAUAACAUGCAAAAAAAAGCAAAAAAGCACGUAAACACUGGGUAUUUUUAAACUCAGGACAAAAUUUUGAAUCUAUUUAGCAGUUUUUUUCAUUCGCUUUUGUAGAUGAGUAAAAGAUUUUUCAAGUAAAAGUCAAAAAACAUGUAUUUUUUUCAAUUUUUCAUCAGAUUUUUUGUAUUUUUUUUAAAUUAAAAUACAUGAGAUUAUAUAAAUAAUGGUAUGUAAAGAAAGCCCCUUUUGUCCUGAAAAAAACAAUAUAUAAUUUGUAUGGGAACAGUAAAUGAGAAGCGGAAAAUUACAGCCAAACACAAACACCACAAAAGUGUAAAAAUAUGCCUGGUCGCAAAUGUACAACAUCGCAAAAACAGUCCAGUCCUUAAGGGGUUAAGAGAAGUCCCACAGCGCUAUCCAUGAGAGCCAUAUGUUGUGAUUUGGCUCUGGGCUUGUGAGUACCUGACUUCCACUCCCGUUUACACAUUAUUUGUACUGACAAUAUUACACUAUAUUGCUUUGUGUAUUUUACAGAUGCAUCCAGAAGUGUGAUCCAGCUAUUGUAUUGUAUGUAUAACUACCGACAGUGCUGACAUAAUAAAAUAAUGUUGUUCACUUGUUAGCGUACAUUAUUUGGAUCUGUGAAUGUACAUUCUAAAAUAUUGUGUCAGUGUGUCUCACCAGUCAUCAAGUAUUGUUAAAUUCUUAAUUGGAAGGGGCUAUUAGUAUAUUUUUUUGAAAGUCCAACAUAAUCAAAAUGUAUAAUAAAAUGCUUUGACUUAGGGGCUCAGAUUAAAAGCAGUUUUCAUUUGCUGCACCUUGCCAUUUCCUAUCAGUUAUCACAAACAAUGGCUGUUGGGAACAGGGUUUUUCCUGAACAUUGUGCGGUCAAUGUAUAUAAUUCUUUAAAAUUCCUUGUUUAGUGAAUAAAUCCAAGCUGGGCACUUAUGGGAUUUCCAAGAAAAAUGUCAAAACCAAAUCCAAGUUCCAGGAAAUUUAAGAUGGUAUUAAGUUUAAUCAAACUGAUGGAUAACAUUGACGUCAGACACAAAUUUCAACAACUGCGUGGUUGACUCCUCAACGUCUGUGAAAUUAUUCUUGGAGCCAUGGCAAGCAUACAUGACUGAUAACUCAAUUAAAACUUAUUUCUACAGCACUGAAGAAGUUAACAUUGAGUAAUUUCAAUCCAUCUGUUUCAGUUUCUAGUUACAACAGCAAAUAGGACAUCCUUCACAAGAGCAGCCAUAAAAGAGGCAGAUAAAAGUGAUUUGAAUACAUUACAACUUCCUUUACAUAACUAUAGCAUGCAUCUGCUGUGCAGACUGGCAUGCAUAAAUCACAGAGCUGUGAGGACUGAACCUGUUUAAUGUUAAUAUGUGCAGUAUUGAAGGAUGCAUGAUUCUUAUAUUAGACUUUAAAAUGUUUCAAAGAGUUUUCUUCCAAUAUGGAAUAGAAUGCAUCAGUGCACAUUUUUUAAUCAGUAUGCACACACUAUCUGUCAAAUAGAGAACUAAAUACACAGACCUUUGAGAUAUAAGACCAAAAAUUAAAUAAAGGUGGAGGCUGUCAAAUAGCAGUUUCAACAAAUUGAUUAGUUACCAUUUGCCACCAUAUCUUAUCCCGAUUCUUCUCCUGAAGUAAUACCCUUUUUUGAGAUAUAAAAUCCAGAACGUAUUAUAUAGACGAAUAGACCUUACAAAGUGCUAGCCAAUGAAAGCCUAUUCUGCUAGAACUUUUUCUAUAAAUUUUUUCUUCUUUUUACAAACUAAUUUUAUUGUAAAUGGUUAAAUAAUACAAAUGCCAAACAUAGAAAAACAGGUUAGGAUUAGGCAAUAUAAUUAACACGUGGAACAGAAUGAGGAAUAUUGAAGAUAGAGAAAUAGCCUUUGGACCGUAGGUGAGAGGAAAAAUAAAAACGAAUUGGCAGUUAAGGAAAAAUACAAGUAAUGGCUAUAGAGAGAUGGAACAAAAGUUAAGCCCUUAAGGAAAUCGUUUCAGAAAUAAAAGACAAUCAUGACUGAAAAUGGCCGUCAUGUGUCCUUAAGGGGGUUAAGAUAAGAGUGAGAAGAAAGAAAAAAUAAAUAGAUUCAACUUGAAAUAAGGGAAAGGAGGUGAAAAGUCUGGAAAGGGCAGAGCAAUAUUAAUCAUAAGGCGGCAGCCUGGGGCCCAGGGGUUAGACAGGGCUCCAGAAUCAUGAAUUUGCUCGGCCACAAUACGGAUCCCUAUGUGAAAAAUGAAGGUGGGGUACUGGCAACCUGCCUAGGAUCCUGAUCUUAAUCCUUCUCUGGGGAAGCGAACUGGUGAAAGGAACAAUAUGCCAUUUUAACCUUUGUGCAGACAUGGAGCCUUGUUCCUACACACCGAUGUGCACAUUUGUUUAGGGAAAGGACAGAUGCUACUUGUCACAUGGAAGGCAUGUUGUAUCAGUGAGCAUUCAUUUUACAGAGGCGUAAAAAUAUAUGGUGUGCAUAAUGUGCAGGGAGUUAUAAAUAUUUCCUAACAGAGUAAAAUGUACCAGCCGGCUCACUUUGCAUCCUUGCAUAAAAAAUUUAAAAAAAGCCUUUCUGCUAAACAGUGAUUUUCUUUUUUUUUUAAUGACAAAAAGCAAAUGGUGGAAAUCGUAAACUUAGAAAAAGUCUAAAUUUCUGCAUUUUUGUUUUCCAGUUUCAGUUAUUUUUGCUUUAAUGUUAGAAGCCGAUUGUCCACUCACUGCAUCUAUUUCUUUAUGUAACCUUGGAUGGUUCUGGACUCUUAAUUGUUGGAGGAUGGAAUAUACCUGAAAAAAAUGGCAUUGUAUUUUUAUCUCCAUUUGUAUUUGUAGAAAACCUGUACACCAUGAUUUGCAUAAUAGACAUUAGAAUAAAGGGAGUUGUAAUCAUUAUUUUUUGCUAUGAAAAUGCUUUAUUAGGAGAGUGGGAAGAAUUCUGCUUGAUGGAUACUGAAAAGAGAGAGAAUGGCACUUUAUAUCAACUACACAGCAGCAAAAUAGCUUCUGUCGACAUGUUUAUUGGAUUAAUUGUUUCUCUCCUCUAAAUGACCUUGUACUGAUACAGACAAACAGAACGAAGAAGGUACACUUCUUGCUGCCACUAUUCAUAAACCAUGGGAUGCUGCAAAUAUUGUUUACUAAAAAGUUUGCUUUUAUAUACACACACACAUGUAAAUUUAUAUUACAAUACUGAAAUUAAUUAGGCUCAGCACAUAUUUUUUUAUAAUUUCCUGUUGGACCCUAUGGAAAUGUAAAAUAAUUAUGGUAUAUUCAUUCAUAUGAAUGUUCCCUUUUUUCUUACUACCAGGGUUAACCUGGUCUUUUCACUUCAGACUAGUUUUUGCAGAAAAACUGGUAUAGGGUCAAAAAAAUAAACAAAAAUAUAAUAAAGAGGUAGGUCUGCUCCAAAUGAUUAUAUACCACAAUGUAUUGCUUAAAAAUAAAUACUAUGCAUUAUACAGUACUGUAAGUGGUGCUCUAUAAAGCUACACUUUAUUUCUGUAUGUCAAUUCAAGAUGACAUCUUAAAUGUUUCUCAUAGUGGUGUUAUUGAAUAUGGGGAAAAUAAAUUCCCACCAUAGCAACUCAAAGACAAAUUCAUCCAUUUUCAACCAAGUCCAACAGCUCUCUUGACCUGUUUUUGUUUUUCUUUCUAUUAAGAGAUCUUAUUCCUUGCCUCAUCCAUUUCCCAAUGAAUUCUGUCGAAGAAAAGGAGUCAGUAGGCUCAAUGAACUUAAAAGAGAUAUAUGAGCAGUGGUGUAUCCUGGUUUUGUGCUGCCCUAGGCAGGACAAAACUCAGGCACCCCCCCGCACCACCCCCACCCGCCAACCGCCACCCAACCUUCCCCCCUGCUCCGCCUUCUAAAUACACACACACACAUUCACUGACAGAUACGCAUUCACUAGCUAACAGAAACACACACUCACUAACAGACAAACACUCACACACUCACUACUCACAGGACACACACACUCACAGGCAAACACACACACACACUAACAGGCAAACACACACACUAACAGACAUCCACACUAACAGACAUCCACACUAACACUAACAUACACACACUAACAUUAACAUACACACUAACAGACACACACACUAACACUAACAUACACACACACACUAACACACAAACACUAACAGACACACACUAACAGACACACUAACAUACACACAGUAACAGACAUCCACACACACACACUAACAUACACACACACACUAACACUAACAUACACACACUAACAUACAUACACUAACAUACACACUAACAGACAUCCACACACACACACACUAGCAGACAUACACACACUCACUAGUGUUUUUUUUUUUUUUUUUUAUUUAACCCCCCCCAGCCUCCUUACCUUUGGUAAUUGGGGGGGGUUCUUCCUCUCCCUGGGGUCCAGUGGCUGCAGGGCGGGCGGGCGGCCGCCGAGGGAGCUCUUCCCCUGAGCGCUCUGCUCAGCUCCCUCGCGCGCCGCCAGCAGAGUGAGGCUGGGAGCCGGAAUAUGACGUCAUCAACCCGGCUCCCAGCCUCACUCUGCUGGCGGUGCGCGAGGGAGCUGAGCAGAGCGCUCAGGGGAAGAGCUCCCUCGGCGGCCGCCCGCCCAGCGCUGCAGCCACUGCCGCCCAGCACCCAGAAUGUCUGUUAGCCGCGAGGCUAACAAGACAUUUGCCCUGGGCAUUUGGGGGGCGGCGUUUUUUGCCGCCCCCUGAAAAAUGCCGCCCAAGGCAAAUGCCUUGUUUGCCUCGCGGCUAAUACGCCCCUGUAUAUGAGCAAUGUGAUAGACUGAAAAACUCCAGCCAACCACAAUUUUGCAACAAACUAGGAAUAAUUCCUUCUUGAACCCAAAAUAGUAGUCCGAUGUCUCCUUGGAUCAAGCAGCUAGUAAUCCACUAAUUAGAAAUUAUAUCCCUGUAUGUUAUGUCUUUGCAAGUAUUUAUCCAAUUGCAGUUUAAGCAUCUGUAUAGACUUACAAAACCACCUCUUCAGGCAAAGAAUUCCAUAUCCUUUUUACUCUUACUGUAAAAAAAACCUUUCUUUGAUUUAGAGUAAAUCUCAUUUCUUCCAGCCUAAAUCUCAUUUCUUCCAGACGUCGUGUCCUAUGUAUAGCUCUGUUUAUGAAUAGAUUUAAGGAUAAUGGUUUUUACUGGACCCGAAUAUAUUUGUUUAAUGUUACCAUAUCCACUCUGUGGCACCGUUUUUCCAAACUAAAGAGAUUUAAAUUUUUACAUUUUCAGCAAAACCUAAGAUGUAUGCAUUAAAUUCUUAUUUCAACACAAAUGGUUUAUGUUAACCAUUGAAUCAAUUGAUCUAGUACCCAUCAAAUAGUUAAACAAUGAAGUGUGGGAGCACUAGCUAUAAAGGUCAAUGGGCAAAAAAAGUGCUUAACCCUAGAUGUUGUUAUUAUAAAACAAGAAAAGAAUGGAGAGGCUCUGACCAGCUAGUAUUAGGCAGUAAGGAGUUAAAACUUAGCUUAUAAUGGAUUGUAUAUAUAAAAUAUAAUAAAUAAAUGGAGAGACUCCAUAUAAGACAUAGUUGGACAAAAUAGUGAAAAAAAAAAUGAAAACUGUAAUAAAGUAUAUACAAUACUAAUCUAAAUACCUAUAUUCAUGAUCUGCUAAAUGUAGACUUACAGAAAUAAACUGUGAAGUUAGUGUUAAGAACUAAGAGCAAGGUUUAAAGCCAUAGGAUACCAAAUAGGGUCCUAAAAAAGCAUUCCAUAAAGUAAGACAAAUAGAUUGAUCAGAAAGCUUGAGAACCUCCAAACCACAAUCAGACACUGUUUCGAUCAGCUACGUAGCUACUUUUAAUGGUGUAUGGUACACCAUUAUGGCCAUUGUUUGUACAUAAUCCAUAGCUAAUGGAAGCUUUACCCACAUUCCUGGCCCUUACAGCUCGCAGAUCUAAAAAUCUUGUACACAGCCAUUUAGAAACAACAAAGACCAAGUCUAGCUGGCUGACGGAAACAAAAGGCACCUUCAGAUGCGGCCAUUGCAAGGCCUGCAAAUUUAUCACACCCGCCAAGUUUACAAAAUCCAACCAAACAAGCAGGGUUGCAAACACUAAUGCUUCCUUAAUUGCAGUAUGGAGUGUCUCCAUUUAUUUAUUAUCUUUAUCUAUUAUCCAUUAAGAGUUAAGUUUAAAUUCUUUACUGCCUAAUACUAGUUGGUCAGAGACUCUUGCUUUGUAAUUACCCAUCAAAUGGUUUCCACAAAUGUAAUUUCUGUGCCAACAAAGAAUAACUACACUGAUUCUUGAUUAGCCAAAAUGUAUGCACACAUAACACACAAUAAAUUAUAAGAAUUUACUUGGCAAUAUAUAGUCAGUUGUCAGUCUCAUGUUCUGUAUUGCUCAUCUUGACUGGACAUAUAUGACAGUAUGCUAUCUGUCCCUCAACCACCAGGUCCAACCAAGCUUGCAUCAGUGAUGUAUGCAUAAAUAAAAGGAUAGAGGAGAGAAACCAUGUGUAAAUAUAAGCUUAGUCUACCUAAUCUUAUGCUUAAAAAGGGACCAAGUAGGCACUGUAGCCAUUGAAGUGGACUUGGUGCCAACUCCCAAUUAUAAACUGUAAUAAUUACCUUGCAGGAUUAAGUCCUCCUCUAGUGGCUGUCUACCAGACAACCACUAGAGGGACUUCUGGGUUCUUAGACGGUCAACUAAUGCUUUCCUAUGGGCAGAUCCUAAUGCAAGCACAGCCAUUGCUACGCUUGCACAUUAGGUGUCCAUCGGCGGGGGAGGAGCGUGGGCGGAACCUGACCCAGCGCGGAUGAUUCAGGUAAGUGACUGAAGGGGUUUUAAUCCCUUCAGCGACGUGGGAUGGGGGGCGAGAGUGAGGGGGGCACUCCAGGAUUCUACAGUGCCAGGAAAACGGGUUUGUUUUCCUGGCACUAGAGAAUCCCUUUAGCCUCUUUACUUGCAGCAACCAAGGAGAUUCACAAAGGAAUAAAAAAAAAAAAAGCUGGUUUAGAAAAAUAGUCUAAGUCAAAUAUGUUUUCAUCUCAGAUAUUUGAGUCAUACAUUUAGAAGUUCAUGAUAAAUUCUUAAUGACUCAUGUUGUUGCCUUGCAGAACAACCAAAACGAAAUAUAGAACCUAAAAGUUCACUUACUUUCCUCUUCACUCCUGUGUUUUUACCAUGUAGGAACACAUUCUGUCAGAGUCCCUUUCUUCCCAUCUUCAUUUCUGCAGGACUAUAAAUGUGUCUCUCUCCUCCCGGACAUCUCUGAAGGUCAGAUGUCUUGGCUACAUUCUAGCAGCCAGGAAUAUGGAAAGGAAGAGGCAAAACAAUUACACUACAGGAUCUUUUUGCAAGAUGAAAGAGCAGCCUGCGGCGCCCUGUAUAGUAAAAAGACUUGGUGCAGCUGUACUUUUUGUAUGUGAGCACCCUGUCCAUACAUAAGCAUGAUUUUCUUAUUCUGGCAACAUAUUUAGGAAGCAGCAUUACGUGAAAUGGCAUCAGGUUACUUACUUACUAAUACAUAAACCACAGUAUUUGAUCAUUUUCAGUUAUCUGUUUUUCUUAUACCUCCUGUAUAUGCCAAAAUGAUCAUUUUGCUUCUAUUGUAAUAUAAAAUAUUGAAACAUAAAGAUAAGCUAUAUAAUCUCUAAAAUGUUUAAUGCAUAAUAUUUCUGUUAACGGAUUAAUGAAUAAACAAUUAACAAGGUAUAUUUAUAUCAUUUUAAUUGCUCAGGUAUCACUAAAUAGCAGUCGGUACUGAAACUGACUGUUUUAGCUUAUGUGCAUGUGCUUUCAUAUAAACGGAAUUAAAUACAUAAUACAGACGCAAAAAGGACAGAUAACGCAAAGGUAUCUGUUCUAUAAAAUAUAUGGAUAGAUGAGCCAACGGGAGUAUCAUGGGAAUGAUUAGAAAUUAGACAAUUGCCUAUUUACAACCGUUUGUGAUUUAUCCAUUUUAUGUUAUAAUGCACUCCAGUAUUACCAUGAUAUUGCUUGAGCACAUUUAGACAAGGAAUAUUAUAAAAUACACCACAGACAUACCCCACAAAUCCAAGAGAUUGUAUCCAAGAGAUUGUUAAAAUGGUACAAAAGUUCUCUUUACAAUUAUGCAUUUAUUAUAGGUUUAUAACCUUACUGGCAGCAUACUUUUUUGUUGUUUUAAUAAAGCAACAGAAUCUGGCUACAAGAACUGGGGCAAAACAAUUAAAAGUGAAACGUGAAGGAAUAGACAGCAGUGCAGUUGUGUCAUAUGGCCAAUACAAAAUGGAUUUUUCCAAGAUCGACAAAACUUUAAAUUAACCCAUUUAGUGAGAACGCUUUUCCUAGCAGACUACUUUGCAAUGAGCUGGGCACAUGUCUGGCACCAAAAGAGUUGAAUGGGGGUUCACUACUAGUAAUAUGCAAUUUGUUAAAUUCCUGUUCUUUAGAAGCAUUUUAAGUAGGAACAGUGGUGUCACCAUCUGUGCCAUAACCAGCAUCCUCAGCCUGCUCCCUGUGAGUUUAUGUAUGCAACAACUAUAUGCCGUAAACAUUUAUAAUAUGGAUUCAUCAGACAAUUACACAUGUGAGAAACUGGUAGCCUCCGGACAAAGAACAAGAAACGAGUGAUAAAAUGUUUCAAUAAAGUUGCUACAAUGGACACAACAUGAUGAUUCACAUAUUUUCCUGAUUGUUGAAUGGAAAUUUAUAUUUUAAUGCAGAGAAAUAAAUAAAUCCAACAAAGAUGACUAAAAGCAACCAUAUGGAUCAUUGUUUCUCUAGCUGAGACUGCAGGAUGUUUGAGCAAUACCUAAGAAUACACAGUGGGCACUUAUAUUGUGACUGUGAUGAACUUGAUAUUUAAGUGCGACAAGGCCUGUCAACCGUAUUGGUACCAAGGAGUGAUGGAAACCAAUUACCAUUUACCUGACACUGUCUGCCUGCUAUACAGAGCAUUCAGCAAAAUGUAUCCAGUGAAUUCCAUUCCUCACCAGAAAUCUAUACCUCACCCAGUGGCAUUAUGACACUACCGGGGUGUCAAAAAUUCUACAAGGAGACCUGUUUCAUUAAGACUAUUGUCACACAUACCUUCUGGCUGCUAGUGAUAAUUUGUACCAAAAUAACACAUUUUAUAGUUGUUCUGAUACAAUAUGACAGAGGACGUAAAGCCGGGUUCAGUGUAAAAACAAUCUGUACCUUCCUAUAAUUCACACAAUUAAAUUAACUGAAUGGCUGCAGUAUUUCCUCCCUGAUUUACUAAAGCUGUAAAUUAGCCUUUUCCUGACUAGUCUUGGUUAAAAGUGUCACACUCUAAGCAAGUGAUUUCCAAGCCAGUCUUCAACUGACCUACAGUGAUGUUUUUGUUUUGUUUUUUAACAAUCCCUAUUGGAACAAAUCUGGGAAAUGUCAAAAUCCUGUACUAUUGUUGUGCUGUAAAGCUUGAUUAGGAACCACCUCCCUAGACUGUGAUGGCUACAGAUAGUCAUUGAUUUCUGGAUACUUCUGCUUCAAAACAGACACAUUACAAUUGAUCAUUAAAAUGUGUUGUUAAUGCCAUGUGUUGUAUAUGUGAUACAAUAUGUAACACCAGGUAUAGGAACGUGGCAUUCUAUAGCAAUCUAGUAUGUCCUCACUCUUUGGAGAGGUACUACAUUGCACGUGCUGCUUAACUUAUUGAGAGUAAAAAACAAAUGAGCAAAUAUCUCUAUACAUUGAAAUUAAUCAUUUCAAAUAAAUGUUUAUGUACAUUGGAAAUCUCUAUAUAAUUAUGCAACAUUGCAUCAACUUUUUAUUAUUUGUGUUGGUAAAUCACACGCAGUCAUAAAUGUUGAUCUUUGCUUGUUUUAAGACCCAAUUUAAAAAGACAUAAAAGCCUUGACUUGUCCUUUCAUGAGGUCUUUCACAUAAGUCAAAAAUCCUUUCUGCAUGUUAAGUCAUAGCUUGACAUCUUAUGUCUUUUCUUUUUAGGUUGCCAUCUGAAGUUGAUCCCGUGACAGUAUUUGCCUCCCUUUCUCCAGAAGGUCUUCUCAUUAUUGAGGCACCAUUAGUUCCACCCUACAAUCACUAUGGAGAUGACAGCUACACCUACGAGCUUCCACUUGAUCAUCCGGAAGAGAUUUCUUCCUAAGCGAUUCCAAUAGAUAUCCUCCACUGGAGAAUCGCUUUAGGAUUCCAUACAAGGCUACAUUAAGUGUACAUUCAAUCGAUUGAUCUUGUAUAAUUCAUUUCUUACCAAGUCAUAUUUCAUCGAUUCUUUCUAGAGUUCCACUGUAGACUUCAGCUCACGUUAGAAUAAAAUAAAUAAAUCCAGGAACCCUAGUAACGUGCUCUUGAUAGGUUUUAGAAGUGGUGACUGCAGGGUGGCACCAAGUCCCUUACGUACUGUGUGAUGUAUAUUGUCUAAUUUACUGAUCACGAGCUGAAAUGAUCUCUAAAUCACUUUACCCACAAACAGAAAAAAAUACUGCAGUGUUAAACAAACAAAACUGACUGUUUUAGUAACGUUUGAAAAAUAAAACCUUUGUCAUAAUGGAAGUAAUUAUUUGCUGAUAUAGAUACAAUGUGACAUAUAAUUUUACCUUUUGAAGCUAUAGCUACCAGGUGUGCGCCACAAGAAGAAGAUAAAAAAUGAGUUGAGCCCACCCCUGGCACUGAAAGAGUUAAUAUGCCUGCGCCUGACGCAAAAACACGCAAAGCGAAGUGAUGAUGUUUCCUUUCCUGCAUCCUAAGAGUUGAUGCUUCUUCGGCGCUGCUUCACCUUAACCGGACUAAAUGGGGUUUAUUCACUAAGACAGCACAAGGUAAUGAAUUGAAAACUGAAAAAGGUUAAAAUAGCAGAGCCUUGAUUAUAGCUGGGAAUUUUUCAAACACAACUAUGUUGCCAACUCAGGUUUCAUUUCACCAUUUGCUGUUUAUUGAAUACUCCCCAAUACUGUUGAUGUAGUAAAUUGCUAUGCAAUCUUAUUGCCACCGAGUGCAAUUGCAAGAUUAUUUCAGCUUAAUCGUUCCAUUCCUGUCAGUCAAAUUUAGUGCAUAGAGCAGGCUUACCCCAACUCCGGCCCUCCAUAUGUUGCUGAACUAGAACUCCCAUGAUUCUCAGCCUAUUUCAUUCAUAGAGUCAUGGGAGUUGUAGUUCAGCAACAUCUGGAGGUCCGGCGUUUGGGGAAGCCUGGCAUAGAGCAUUGUAAAGCAUCAUUUUAUUUGUAUACACUCCCUCAUAAAUGACUAAUGGUAUUACACACUAGGGUGAACCAAAAAUGACAUUUGCAUAUUUAACACUUAGCGAAUAUAUGAGUUAAUGCAAUGACCAUGGAAAUCAGUGCAAUCAUUCAUCAUCUGGUAUUGUGUAUAUAAUAUAUAAUAAAAUAAUAAUAAUAUAACUUACUGGUGGACUGCAUUUUCAGAAGGAUACCCUGCUAAAAAAAAAGCAGGUCAAUAUGUUACCUUCCAUUUGGCUGUCAUUUGGAGCUAUGUAAAUGUUUUAUUUAGACAUUGGGUUCAUAUUGUAAAUGACUAUCACAGAACAAAUGUAAUGUCUGUGUUGGUCAAUUUUAUAGUUUAACAGAUAGAAAAACGUAUGUUUUACAAAUUGAAGUAUAGUGGCCAUCUCAUAGCUACUAUAAAAAUGUAGUUGCAUUGUUGUUAAAAAAAAAAAAAAUUAAAAAAAAAGAAGAAGAAAAGAGAAUCACUGUAAAAAGGUUAUAGUUUGUACUAGGUGUUCCACCUUGAUAUUUACUGGCUUGUUAGUAGCAAUUUUAUGCUCAUAAAAGCCUGUGUAUCCUCAGAAUGGGAUUAGUGAUCCUUUAUUACCUACGUACGUGGGAAUAUAGGUGGGCCAAUAUCCGUGCGAUAAUCACAUUCAUUUUCCUAAGGGAAAAUAAAACAGAGGUCAAAAUGGGGUUGGUGGCUCGUAGCUAUGGAGUAAAGCAGUUCUAACUUUUGGUAUACCGGUUAUUUAUGAAGGUGUAAAUGGAAUUAAUACUAAUCAUUAUUGCAGAAAUAGGGAUUGGGCCAGGUGAUCUAGCAAUGGGGUAUCACUCCCUGACUGUCCAUGUCAAACGCAACAAAAUUCCAGGUAUGUGAAUGUGUUUUACAAUAACCUCAGAAACUGAAUUCACUGCUAUAUAAGUAUUGAUCUAUCUGGGCGUAUUUAUCAACGUCAAGAUUGUUGUGAAUUCAAAUCAGAACCGCAAAAGUGAUGCUAAAAUAGCCGAUGUGUGACUACAGAGUUGAAGUUUUAAAGAUCAUUUAUUUCAGUCUUCAUGUUGCCAUUGAGAUUUUAACUUGCUUUCAUUUUAAGUUUAAUUUUAUAUGACUAUUCUGGAGCUCUCGUCAAAGGAUGGAUGAAAGAAACCAAUGCAAGUGAGGCAAAAAGGUACCUUAAUAUUCUAACUUAAGAAAUAUGAAAGCAGCAUGAAUAUAUUAAUGUGAUUAAUUAGUUACUAUUUAAUUUCAUGCGUCACUUGCUUAAAAUGUAGGCUUCAUUUUUACAAACAUGGCAAAAAAAACCCGAGCUGCUUCGGAAAAGAUGAUUUGGGUCGGACGAAAAGCCAUACAGUAUGCUACACAGCUUGCGAGUAGCAACUCAUUAAAAUAGGUAGUUUAUGAAACCAGGACAAAGUAUGGGCCGAUUCUACUGCACAUCAGCAAGAAACAAAAGGGGAACAUUCAUUAAAUUUGACAGUGUUGUUUUCAGGCCCUUAAACUUGCUAUUUAAAGUUACAGUAAAACAUAAAUCUAAGUGGUUUAUUCAUUAAAGUUUAUAGAAUUUAAAAAAAGGCAAUUUAGCUAUACAUGAGUAAAAUAAUCAUCAAUGCAACAACAGCCCACCUUUCUUUUAUUUGGAUCUUUUGCAUAAAUGUCAAUUUCUGUCAAUCUCUAUAUGUUAUUCAAGAUCAUAAAAGCUGAUCUUUUCCUGCCUGCACAGUGGGAUAAUAAGAGCGGCAUUGCUAUCUGCCUUAUCUAGUGUGGGGAAUAACCCAAGGUUUGUAUGUAUAUUGGAGAUAACCAAAUGGUGUUUUGUGGUUUGUUUUUUUCAAUUGCUUGUCUUGCAAAGAAUGCAGAAAUAAAAAUAUUUGUAAACAUCUACAA
Messenger RNA from Pelobates cultripes (western spadefoot toad), 45380 nucleotides. The record is from the annotation of a GenBank genome assembly. Lineage: Eukaryota; Metazoa; Chordata; Amphibia; Anura; Pelobatidae.